GUGGGCGGGGUGGAAGGUCAGGCAGUCGCUGUGAUGAUGGCUGGCGGCGGUGCGGGGUUCCUGCUGCUGCCGCUGCUGCUGUUGCUGGCCGGGGCCCUUCCCCCGGGGGCCCCCAAGGAGCUGUACAGCCCGCAGGACCCGCUCGCUCUGCUGGACUCCCGCUCGCUGCCCCGGGCUCUCAAUAACUCGGCCUCCGCCUGGCUGCUCGAGUUCUACUCCUCCUGGUGCGGACACUGCGUGCAGUACGCCCCCACCUGGCGGGUCCUGGCCGGGGAUGUCAAGGGUGAGCCGGGGGGGGGGGAAUGGAGGGGGUGCCGGGAGGAAUGCGGGGAAACAAGGGGACUGGGGGCAAGCAAGAGACUGGGAGAAUGGGGAAAACACAAGGGAAUGGGGGCAGCAGGGACUGGGGAAACACGCAGGGAAUGGGGGCAAGACUGGGAAACAGGGGAAUAGGGCAACAGGGGACUGCAGAGGAAACACUUAGAAUGAGGGCAACAAGGGGACUGAAACAGGGGAAUGAGGGGCAACAGUAGGAAACAGGAAUAGGGGGCAACAGGGACUGGGAAACAGAGUGGGGGCAGCAAGAGGACUGGGAAACAGGGAAUAGGGCAGCAAAAGGGGACUGGGGAAUAGAAACAGGGGACGCUGGGAAACAGGGAAUGGGGCAACAGGGGACUGGGAAACAGGGAGAUAGGGGCAACAAGGGACUGCAGAGGGGAAUGGGGAAGCAGGACUGGGAAUAGGGCAGCAAUGGGACUGGGGAGGAAUGGGGGCAACAAUGGGACUGGGGAAUGGGGAAAACAAGGAAUGGGGCAACAAGGACUGGGGAAACAAAAAGGGGACUGAAGGGGAAUAGGGGCAACAAAGGGGACUAGAAACAGAAGGGAAUAGGGCAACAAGGGACUGGAAACAGGGAAUAGAAACAAGGGGACUGGGGAGGAAUGAGGGAAAACAAGAAUGGGGGCAGCAGGAAAUGGGGGGCAACAAGGGGACUGGGGAAACAAGGGACUGAAAGGGGAAUGGGGGCAACAAGGGACUGGAAACAGGGGAAUAGGGCAGCAAAGGGGACACAGGGGAAUGGGGAAACAAGGGAGGACUGGGGGGGGAAUGGGGAAACAAGGGACUGGGGAGGAAUGCGACAAGAGGACUGGGGAGGAAUACAAACAAGGGGACUGGGAAACAGGGAAUGAAACAAGAGGACUGGAAACAGGAAUGGGAAACAAGGGGACUGGGGAGAAUGGGAAACAAGGGGACUGGGGAGGAGUGGGGGAAACAAGGGGAAUGGGGACAAGGGGACUGGGGAGGAGUGGGGGAAACAAGGGGAAUGGGGGGUCUGGGGGAAACAAGGGGACUGGAAAGGAAUUGGGGCAGCAGAGGGUCUGGAGGGAGAAUGAGGCAUUAAGGGGACUGGGGAGAAAUGGGGGGCAACAAGGGGAAUGGGGAGGAAUGGGGGGUCUGGGGGAAACAAGGGGACUGGAAAGGAAUUGGGGAAGCAGAGGGUCUGGGGGGGAGAAUGAGGCAUUAAGGGGACUGGGGAGGAAUGGGGUAACACCGGGAAUAUGGGGCAGCAGAGGGUCUGGGGAGGAAUCGGGCAACAAGGGGAAUGGGGGGAGAUUGGGGCAUUAAGAGGACUGGGGAGGAAUGUUGGCAACAAUGGUAAUGGGGGGCAGCAGGGCAUUUGUGGGGAGAAUGGGGAAACGGGAAUGGAAGGCAAUGGGAGGAAACAAGGAGUCUGGGGAGAAAUGGGGGGGCUGCAGUAUGACUUGGGAGGAAUGGGGUAAUAGGGGGUUUGGGGAGUAUUAGGAGGAUUACAUGGGAUGUGGGGUUAAACAAGGAUGGUAAGGUGGGAUCUGUGGAGGCAAUGAGGAACCUGGGAUAGUGGAGUGGCAUCUGGGGAGGCUCUAGGCAACUCGUGAGGGCUAGAUGUAAGAAGGUAUCUGAGAAGGCAGCAAGUCACCUGUGGGGGUAUGGGGUGUGUGUGGGGGGGGAUAAUGAGAAAUGGGGUACAGUAACUGGGGAGGUAUUGGGGUUAAUGCAAUAUGUGGAGGCAGUACUGUAACUGUGGAGGAAUUGGGGUUAAAGAAAUAUGGGGAGGCAGUACGGUAACUGAGGGAUGGUAUUGGGGUUAAUGAGAUAUGGGCAGGCAGUACGGUAACUGAGGGAUGGUAUUGGGGUUAAUGAGAUAUGGGCAGGCAGUACGGUAGCUGAGGGAUGGUAUUGGGUUAAUGAGAUAUGGGGAGGCUGUUUGGUAACUGAGGGAUGGUAUUGGGGUUAACGAGAUAUGGGCAGGCAGUACGGUAACUGAGGGAUGGUAUUGGGGUUAAUGAGAUAUGGGGAGGCUGUGCGGUAACUGAGGGAUGGUAUUGGGGUUAACGAGAAAUGGGCAGUCAGUACGGUAACUGUGGAGGGAUUGAGGUUAAUGAGAUAUGGGGAGGCAGUACAUUACCAGGGGAAGCUAGGAGGCACCUAGUGUGGUCUAGGGUUAAGAAGGGAUCUGAGGAGGGAUGAAAGCAGCAACAGAGCUGUAAAAGUUUUGAACAGGUAGGUAUGGAGCAGUAUAGGUCUUGGGGAGACAUACAUCUGAGGAGCACAAAAGGAAAUGGGAAGCUAAUAAGGCACUUGAAAAAGGUAUGAGGGUAGCGAAGGAUAGGUAAUAAAGUCAUCAUGUAGGGAGGGGUGGAGCAGCAAGGGAUCUGGAAAAUUCUUACAUAAACUAAAUUGGGGUGGCACGGAAUCUGGAGAAUUCAUAACCUGGGGAUGCAUGGGGCAGCAAAGGAACCGUGGAUCACUGAGGCAUAUGGUCAUGGACUGGGGCAAUAAAUCCUAUUCAGGGAGAGGCAGUGAGUUAACUGGUUAGGAAUGACUGUCCUGAAGCAAUAAAUAUUACUAGGAAUGGGGAAGUUAGGCACUUGGAGGGAGAUGUUGGUAACCUGGGAAGAGGAGAAAUAGAACAGUGGGCAUUUAUGUAUUAAAAAAAACCCAAGACGGCAUACAAGAGAUCUGCAGCUUUUUCAAGCUCUUUUUAGAUAUAUCCCCAAUUAAAAAUGCACAAAUAAAUGCAUGCAUGUUUUCUUUGAGGUAUGAGUACUAAACAGUAGUAUUUAUUUAUAUAUAUAUAUAGAUAGAUAUAUAUAUAGAUAGAUAUAGAUAUGGAUAUGGGCAGGGUUGUGACACUUUAAGGUUCAAAAACUUGUCUAAUUUGCGCUGGCCCUCUUGCUCCUGGAAGCACUGGCCACUGAGCCUAGCCUGGCAUCCAACGAGCCAGUCCUGCACAGGAGCAGAGGUGACAGCGGUGGGCAACUGGCAGAACCCAGAUAAAUUGUCAAAACAUUCUGGUGAUGGAGCUUAAACUUUCUUUUAAAUUGUGUGAUUUUUAUUUAUUUCAUAAAGAUCUAAUUUUCAUGAAAUGCUCAUAUUGACUGUAUUGGAAUGUCCUUGAAAUUCCAGCACAUUUUAAAAGAGGCAAAAAAAAAAAACAAUAUAAAGACUUUAAUGUCCUGUGGUAAAGCUUGAGGUUAAUGAAAGGCAGACCUUCUACCAUCACGUUCUGUCAGUUGUGGGAAGUGUUAAUUCUCACAGAUUGCAAGAUAAUUAGGAAGUGAAAAAUGUUGGGAAUUCAAAAGGAAUUUACACAUUUAAGUCCACAGUAGCCAUGUUAGAAAAAUCUGCUAUGCUUCCAGUUCAGCUAUUUUAGUCUUGCGUUUGAAAUUCAUCUGAAUUCCCAACAUUCUCAUUAGUAAAUAACCCUGUUAGUCUAUGGACACUUCCAUAGUCUGGCAGGAAUUUUGCAUAUACAUCGGUUUUGUAAUCUUGGGCAUAUACAGCCAGUACAGCACUGACGUGUCCCCUGGUGGAUGAAGCGCCUGAAAUUAAAGAUGGCAGUGCCCACUGGGUUACAGCUUUUGGUAAGUGUAACUACCCCUAGGACCGCAGAUCCGAAGAGGUUUGUGCAAAGAGUCCCAGAAGAUGACCGAGCACCCAGGCACCCAGACCACUUCUGCCCAUCCCACUACCCUAAACUCUGCAAGUGUAAUUAUUGCAGUUUUCAUAAACUGCAAUAUUUACAUUGCUGGGUCAAGUCGUCCUCCUAGUGACUGUCUACUUCCGUGUUCAUAGAACACUAAAAGUGUUUUAAAACAACGCUGGACGUCCUCACGCAAGCUUGGGUGGAGCCUGACCCAGUGCCGAGGGACAUCGGCGCUGGACUCCGGUAAGUCACUGAAGGGGUGGGAUGGGGGGUGGGAGGGAGAGGGGCACUAGAGGGUCCUGCUGUGCUAGGCAAACUAAUAUGUUUUCCUGGCACUGGAGAAUACCUUUAAGUGGUCAUGAGGCCCUGGAUGAUUAGGACAAAUCAUAGCUAGAAGCUGCAGUAGGGCACUGGGCGAAGGAUGUUUAGUAAAUUGGGUUCUCAAAAUGGCAAGGAAGUAGCUAGGGAAUGGUGGCAUUCCCCAUUAAAGGACCACUAUAGUGCCAGGAAAACAUACUCGUUUUCCUGGCACUAUAGUACCCUGAGGGUGCCCCCACCCUCAGGGCCCCCCUCCCGCCGGGCUGGAUGGAGAGGAAGGGGUUAAACUUACCUCUUUCUCCAGCGCCGGCUGAAUGCGAAUGCGCGGCAGGAGCUGCGCGCGCAUUCCGCCCGUCCAUAGGAAAGCAUUCACAAUGCUUUCCUAUGUAUGCUGGCGUCUUCUCACUGUGAUUUUCACAGUGAGAAACGCGGAAGCCCUCUAGCGGCUGUCAAUGAGACAGCCACUAGAGUCUGGAUUAACCCUAACAUAAACAUAGCAGUUUCUCUGAAACUGCUAUGUUUAUAGAAAAAAGGGUUAACCCUAGAUGGACCAGGCACCCAGACCACCUCAUUAAGCUAAAGUUGUCUGGGUGCCUAUAGUGGUCCUUUAAUGAUGAACAGGGAUAUCUAUGUAUCUAUCGUAUCCGUGGAGAGGAAGUUUGCUGGGCGACAUAAAGUGGUGAGAAAGGUAAUACAAUAUGACUUAUAAAGCACUGAAUCACAUCAAGGAUUAAGACCAGGAAGCACUAAUUCAUACCGGCUUUAACAGAGAGGACAAUUUAGAAACUGGUGAAAUGGGAGCAUUGAAUGACAGAUUUUCAGAGGAUUGAUUGGAAACAGGCAAAUAGCAGGGGGCACAACACGACAUCUUGAUAAAUCAAGUUUUAUUCAUGGAUAAGAUGGCUGAUACAGAGCUCGAGGGGGUGUUGUAUGUUGUGCUAUCAUAACUGCUUACAAUAUGUUACCCCAACGCAUUUUAUCUUUGUUACAUUGGUGUUGCACCCAUCCUGGUCCACAAAGCUCUCAAUUCUAUUUGGUGGUCUUCACAUCUGUUGUAUUUUUGUGGUCCUGGUAAGCAUUGUAAACACAUGCAGUAUGAUCUGUUUAUGUAUUGUAUGUGAAUAGGAUAUCUGUGCCAACCGAGAACCAUUGUAUAGGUAAAUGGUCCUGACUGCCUAUUAAAUCUCUGCAAAAGAAGUGUUAGCCGAUAGCGACCCGGUCUGUGUAGCAGAAUACUUACCAAACUGUAUUGCAGUCAGUUGUUAAAAUGUUUGAUCUUUCUAGAAAUGAUUUAUGUAACAUGUGGACGAUCCGUGCCAGACAGCACGUCGUAUGUGCAGUUCAGUAUUUACCAAUUACUUGGAUUUUAGCCAUUUAUUUCAAUCAUCUCACAUCUUUAGGGUUGGAAAACCUGUAAUACUCUCUGGAAGGAUACGUGAUAGAGUUGGCAACACUCAUUGUUAAUUACAAAAAUGCUGCCUUCUCUGGUGUGAGAUUGUCAUCUGGUGUACCAACAGCUGUGUGUAUUAGAAGUUUAUCGGGUUAUAAAAUCCAGGGAAGUUUGUCAUUCUCAUGAUCCCCUACACCAUAGAAAAGGGUCCCCACAAAAAUUGUUGGAGUAACCCUUUAACAGGGGGGGUGGGGGUUCACAUGCUAAUAAUGCCCUAUAGGGCAUUAUAGAGUAACAUUAUUACUAAAAAGGUUUGUAGUAAUUCUGCACCUCUUAAACAAAGACUUUGGGGGUUAUUUAUUGUAGUGUUAAUUGUCAGAAAUUCUAAGUGCUUUCCAAUUGUAAAACCAAAUAGCUGUACUCAAAGCAUAGCUGACGUGAGAAUGCUUUGUCCUAAAUGUAGUUGUGCCCUGUGUAUUGCAGUCUGCGUUGGCUGUACGUGCAGUGUACUGCCAUAUGGCACAUGAAGCUGGCUGUUUGUCAGUGACAACGUGCCACCUGGAACCUAACCUUUCUUGUUUUCCAGUAGUCUCCAAAAUUCAACUUUGAUCCAUUAACCAUUGAAGUACCAGCUGUGAGUCACAUGCAAUACUGGGCAGUCUAACUUAUCACUAGGGCCAACGAGACAGUUGUGUAACAUUGAUUUGAAUCAGCAGAUAAGUCUGUUGGCUUAGUAACUGCCCAUUUCCUAUCUUAAAGCACAGACAUUAUUGUUGCCUUAGGUUCCUGUUCAGCAGAGAGUCUCCUCCAAAACUCAUUGAACUGUCCCUCUCAUUAGUCAAGUGUUAAAAACAUUUUGUAGCCUCUAAAAAUCAGUCUGAAGUUGUAUGCAGUGUUCUCUGUAUAAGUGUGUGUAUAUGUAUACAUGUAUUUAAUUAUUUGGAUAACCUGAAUACGUGUGAUACCUUGAAAGCAUUUUUGUGUGAGAAGCCAGCCUCCUGGCUGUAUGGGAGCCGUAUCUGAUCAGUAAAGUUUACUUAUACAUCAUCCCGUGGAUAACCUCCACCUGCUACCCUCGCUUACUGUUCACACACCAGUAGGCCAGUGCUGUUUGUACAGGUGGUGCACACUCUCGGAAGUAACCUAUGUUUGACAAAGUUAACACUUUGCUGAUUUAACUUCACGUUGCUCGUGUGAGCCCUUGCACGCCAAAAUGGUUUCACAUCCUAUGUUUCCAUAGUGAAAAGCACAGUGCGAGCAUCACUAUCAUUUUUCUUGGGGCUGGGUUGGGGGGGGGGGGUAGAAUCUAAAUGCAGGGUGACUUCCUCCCCCUUCAAUGGGCAGGAGCAUUUUCCUUACAAGUAAGAGUGCAAUGGUCACAGACAUCCCAGCUGGCGCAACCAAAGACAGGCCGGCAUUGUCAGAAAGCAUUAACAUUUCAGUGCAUCAGUCUUUGUGCAUCAGGACCUGAGCAGUUGGAAGAGGAUGGACCAGGCUGUAUUGAAAAGACUGUGCAUCAAGUUGCCUGAAGCCAAACUUUUUUUUAUUUUUUUUUUUUUUUUUUUAUUCCCAGUGUGUGACUGUGUAUGUAGUAGGAUAGUCUGUUGCACCCUUUAUCUGCCCAUCUGUCCCUAGAUCAUCGCAAUCCUUUUAUCUGCCUAAUGUAACUGAAGUCCUCUGUCGACUGCUAGUUUUGUCUUUUUGGAGGUUUUGUUGUGUGUGUGUGUGUGUGUGUGUUUUUUUUCUUCCUAGACAUGUAAAUAGUUUGUCCAGUUAUUAAGGUGUGUGUGUGUUUUGUUUUGUUUUUUUAAGUAGUAGUUAAAAUACUGGAUCUGGAAUUACAUACAAACUACUGCUUAGUUCUUGAAAAUCAGUAUUAUCUUAGAAAUUAUCGCAUAAUCUAGAAUUUCUAGUGUAAGAAAGGAGACCAUAACAUUAUAAUUUAUAAUGGUUUGCAAACUUUGGCAGCUGUUUCAUGCACAUUUUGUUUGUCCAGUGGAUUAAAGGAACACUAUAGUCCCCUAAAUUACUUUAGCUAAAUAAAGCAGUUUUAGUGUAUAGAUCAUUCCCCUGCUAUUUCACUGCUCAAUUCACUGUCAUUUAGGAGUUAAAUCACUUUGUUUCUGUUUAUGCAGCCCUAACCACACAUUCCCCUGGCUAUGAUUGACAGAGCCUGCAUGAAAAAAAAACUGGUUUCACUUUCAAACAGAUGUAAUUUACCUUAAAUAAUUGUAUCUCAAUCUCUAAAUUGAACUUUAAUCACAUACAGGAGGCUCUUGCAGGGUCCAGCAAGCUAUUAACAUAGCAGGGGAUAAGAAAAUCUUAAUUAAACAGAACUUGCAAUACAGAAAGCCUAAAUUGGGCUCUCUUUACAGGAAGUGUUUAUGGAAGGCUGUGCAAGUCACAUGCAGGGAGGUGUGACAGCUGUAUGUUGAACUGACGCGUUUCACACCUUCAGGAAAUCUAUACAUCUUAACAUAUGGUAGAUUCUAGAUAUUUGCCUUAUGAACUCCUAAAUGGCAGAAGAUUGAGCAGUGAGGCUGCAGGGGCAUGUUCUAUACACCAAAACUGCUUCAUUAAGCUAAAGUUGUUCAGGUGACUAUAGUGUCCAUUUAAGGACACACUGGGGGUGGAGUUGGUGCCGUGGAAUAAUGCCCAUAGCAACCCACUGAUAGAUAUAUAUAUCUAUCAGUAUAUAUUAUAGUAGUCAAUCCCACAAACUUCCCGAACCAGAAGCCUCUACACAGAUUCCCAUUUCCUCCUAGCUAGUGAGGGAUAUGCCAACACUAUAUAUUAUUUAUUGCAGGAACGUCACUUUAAAAACCCACCCAUAAUAAUUGUGAAUGUCUCGCAUACGCCUGCAUGUUGAGCAAUAGGCUGCAGCAAUAGCUGGAAAUGUAUAAAUCUAGGUUUAUAACCAAGACUGCACAAUAUCUGUAUCUACACCUCCAUGAUAAACCCCCAAAUGUACAAUACUAGACAUUCAGAAUAUAAAAUACUAUUCCUUCUGUUUAUGUACUAAAAUAGGAUUUGUUUAUGGCUAGGAGAGAUAAGUUUUGAUCUCUCCUCAAUGUGCAACAAUGGAGAGCAGACAGAAAAUGGGCAAUGUAGAUAAUACAACUCUUUAGUACCGUGUAUAGAUUAUUUUAUUUUAUAUAUAUGUUUUUUUUUAAAUGCCUUUCACUUCAAACGAUGGCCUAAUGGAUCAAACUGCUUCUCAACAGGGCUACAUGUGCGGCAGUGUUCUCCAGCUGUAUGUUGAACUGACGCGUUUCACACCUUCAGGAAAUCUAUACAUCUUAACAUAUGGUAGAUUCUAGAUAUUUGCCUUUGAACUCCAAGCCACUCUGCUUUUUGGGAACAAUUAUAUAAUGCUGCACGUCUUGGUUUCUGUAUAUCUAUCAUAGUGUGCCCAUAAACAGAUUAAACUACAUAAUCUGAACAUAUGAAUUCUGUCACCUGAUGAUCAUUUUAGCUGAUUCCUCGGGUCCAGUUUCAGCUUGGGUAAAUCUAGGGGAAUUAGCUAUACAUUUUCAGAGAUAAGUCUCCUGAGAUUUCACGUGGAUUUGUUUUGUGGAUUCUAGUUAUUUGAUAGAUUAAAUCACUAGUCCAUCCACAUAUUAAAUUGCCUGUGCGUCAAGCACCAUUCUUUAUACAUUGUAACAUCAUCCGCAUAUUGACGCAAACGCUCUGCAUAAAAACUGUUCUGAAGGUGCCAUUUUAUUUCUGUAAACGCCUCUCUUUCUCCUGGCAGACUGGGAACCCGUGAUAAAGAUUGGAGUGUUGGAUUGUGCCAAUGAAGUCAAUACUGAUGUCUGCAAGCAAUAUGGUAUUCAGUAUUAUCCAUCGUUUCGGGUAAGUUGCUUAUGUAACAAUGCACUGUAUUAGGGAUUGACUGAUUAUUGUUUUUUUAGAGCCGAUACUGAUAAUUGGUGAACUUUCAGGCCAAUAACGCUAUUUUGUACAUUUUGAAAAAAAACAAAACUAUUUCUAUACAAAUCUACUGUUAACUGAACAUGUUUAUUUAUUUUUUUGCAAAUCUUUAUUAAGGUAAAUGCACAAAAUAUACAUGUCAGAAUUUAUGUUUUCAGGAAUAUGUGUGUGUGUAGUGGAUGCAGUGAGAGUAUUUAAUUAGUGGAUGUAGUGUGUGUGUGUGUAUAGUGAAUGCAGUGUGUUUGUGUAGAGUGAGGGUGUUUGUGUGGGUUUGUAAUGUGUGCAAAAUGGGGGAGGGAGGGGCAUCUUUAUUUGGUAAACUUUUUUUUUUUUGUAAUAUAAUUUUUUUACAUUUAGUUUUAGUCCCGCCUCCCUGCUUCUUACCUGGCCAGGGAGGGAGGAUAUGGUAUUCCCUGGGGGAGCCCACGAUACACUCUUACUUCCAUUCCCAGCAGCUCCACUGUCGUGGCCUGCGUGCCGCGGCAACGCUCCGAUAGCCUGGGGACUUGCGAGAUUUACACAGAAGUGCUGAAGGGAGCUGCUGGGAAGGUAAGAGUGUGCUAGGACCGCCGCGGGCCCCCCCGGACCCUGAUGGAGGCCCUGGUCUGCAUUAUCGGCAUCUUUAUUGGCCGAUACAGAAUCUGUCGAUCCCUACACUGUAUGCAUUUAUUUGUAAUAGGUGAAAAAUAAAAUGUGUUAAUGCACACCUCUUUAUCCUGCAACUGGGUGCCUCCAUCUUAGCUCCCUGUCAGUCACUGUUAUAAGCUCUGUCUAUUGCACUUGGUAGUCGGCAUAGAGAGGCAUAUAAAUUUUGUUUAUUUUUCUUUUCAUCAUUUACGAUGUUUGUUCAGGCUGUGCCAGGACUAAACUGGAUUGUCAUGUCCCUUAAAUUCCCUGAGAGCUGAGCAGCAGGAGUCUUGCGCUGUGCCAUGCACCCAAUGGCAGGCAGCCUGUGCAAGGCAGUGGUGGAUCCGGGGGGAGGAAGGGCGGCAAUUGCCCCCCCUCCUCUUAAGCACCAUCCACGCGUAACGGAAUGUACUGUAACACGUAAGCUAUGAUAUUUGUACUGAAAUACAUGUCUCUAUUGUUCUUGAUUCUACCGACCCACUCAUGCUCGUGACACACAAUCCACAUUGGCUUUGAAGAUACCCAUUAUGAAGUAAUUGCAUUACAGGAGGACUUUCACCAAGAUAAGACGUUGUGACGGAGAUUAAACUUUGGAGGGGAUUUUUGUUUUCUACCAGCAGAUCUGACCACUUGUGCUCAAACAAUUCUCAUUAGAUUACAAACCAGCAGAGCUGUCAGAAUGAUUCCGUCCAGACUAGAGGCCUCUUACAGCAAUAUAUGGAAAGCAGGACAUAAUUUCAGAUUGUGAGUUACUACCUUAAAGACUGCUGGUACAGAAUUAAAUCUACACAUCUGGAUAGGAGCAUUGCUUCGUUUUACCUUUCCAGUUCACAAUGCUUCCCAGAUGUUGACUUGUCUUGAUUGCAAGCUCAUUUUAUUUUUUAACCCAUAGACUAAUCUUAGAUUUACACCAUGCCCAACGGAGCUUACAGUUUAUUUAAAUGCUUAUUUGGUGUAAUCUAUAGGAAUGUGCAGUGUCACCGGGGAAAAUCUUGCAAAGUCCCCGAGUCUGAAACCUGCCCUGGAAUGAGUCUAGGAUUAAAUACAAAGUGCGGCCAAUCAGACGUGGUACACCUGACGACCUUAAUGUUCUCUGGAAAGGAAAUAGGAUUAGACAUAAUUAUAGUGAUUUCUUUCCUAAUCUCCCCGUUGUUCUUUUCCCAGUCAGUGGAUUGUUUUGUUUGUUGCUUGAAGGUUAUACUACUUUAUUUAAUUUUUUUUCCUUUCUUGAAAUCACACAGAUUUUAUUUUCCUUUUUCGAGAGAUCACUCUUGCAGAAUGAUUUUUUUUGUUUUUUUUUUUGCUUGUUCACCGUCCAUCUCUGCUGUUUACAUGGUGGCAGAUCUAUCCAGGGACUGGUUUUUCUGUAAGUGAUCAUUAUAACCUCUGAGCUGAGAUUGCCGAAUUGCAGACUAGCGUAAGCAUGGCUCCUGUAGAAAUUACACGAAUUAUAAUGCUCUUUUAUACAGCACUAGAAGAGAAGUAAAGAGCUGUAUAUUUAUUUAUAAUCUUUGAGUGUUCCGUUUUACCUUUAGAUUCACGCUCAAUUAACUGCAGGGACUGGGUCUUUGCACAAACUACAUUAAGAUGGUAGUGGUUUUGGUACUUAGUGUCACGGCGCAGGGGAUUUGUAUCAACGCAACCGCACCUGAUCAGUGCGGUCGCGCCAAAUCUAAAGACAAAAGUCCAUGAUCGGCGUAGCCGCACAUGAGCAGGGCGGUCGCACCGAAAAGGGAAAGUUUAACUUACCUGGAUCGCGGCGGAGUGCUGCCCGAGUCUCCCAGAAGACUGGUCCCGGCUGGUGCGGCGUUCUAAUGGUUGCCGGCCGCUGUGGUCCCAUCCUUACUGAUAAAGGGCACACUGUCCACAUUAAAGAUUGCGACGAUGUCGACAUACACACACUUUUUGGGUCAAAGGCCAUGUACUGACCAAUCACAGCACUGAGAGGCAUAUUUAAACCCUGUUAAUGUCUUUUCUCAGUGCCCUGUCGUGGUUUCCACUGGUUGGUUGUCAGCGCAUUCUUGGUAAUAUUUUCUGUUUUUUGACUUUCCCUAGUUCUGGUAUCCUGACCUUUUGCUAGUAUUUCGUUUUAUCUCAUUCUGUUUCCCCGACCUCAGAUUGUUAUUUUGACCAUUCUCCCAUACGUUCUCAUUCUAAGGCCUAGUAUACGUUGUUUGUGAUAUAGUACUCUUAACACUUGGUACUGGAGUACUCUGCCAUAGUAGACACUUGUAUUUUUUGGAUGUUACUACAUAAAUUAAGUCACCUGCAAGCACUUGUCAUGUUACCGUUAAAGGGAUUUAAAAAAAAAAAAAAAAAAAGUUUUUUUAAUCCAGUCUCAAAAUGCCAAUUAUAAAUUGGAAUUCACUCUUUCUGUUAGAGUAGCCUGAUCCCCUCCCCCUUUGUAUAGAGUCAGGAAGUGAUUGUAGUGUCCCCAUCUAUCUGAUCUGUCCUGCUCCUUGGUGAACCACUCUUUGGAGGUCCAAUGUUUUUUUGGGACAGUUUGACAGUUUUGAUGGGUAACGUAGUUACUUAUACAGAAGCUGUGAUUUACCUGCUAGUGAUUGAUCCUCUUUCCCUUAUUUAAGUGUAGCACAGGGAUGUGUAACAAUGCUGCAGCACUAGCUAAUGUGUCAGAUCUCCUCUUUCAUUAUGCAGUAUGAUCACAUAUCUUUCCCUCCAUGGUGCUGAAUGCUUGCAGGGGCCCUCACUGACCCACAGAAACUGGAUGAUCGGAGUUGCAAUGUUUUGAAUCUUAUGCCUGUUGAUCUUCGACAGUUUCGCACGAGCUCAAAAAAUAUAACUUGCUUGUUUGGUUUGGAAAAUGUGCAGUCUCCUGUCUAGUUGGUUAUUGGAUCAUGCACAUGCCCCAGAAAUUAACGUAUAACCGAGCUGCCAAACUUGUUUAUAUUGCUCGAAUCCAUUAAUUUUCUUUUUUUUUUUUGGUAUGACUGUUGGUAAGGGUAAUGUUUUGUGUCUGGCGUGUCCUAGCUGGCUUGAACAAACUUUCGUAGAAUUUAGAAACCAGGGAGAAAAGUUUUGAAAAUGUUUUAUUCUUAAACUGAAUCAAUUGUAUAAUGGUUUUCUUAUUUUUCUAGUUUUUUAAAGCUUUCACCAAAGAAUUUACCCAGGGAGAAAAUUAUAAAAGUAAGUUUGAUGUUUGUUUAAAUGCCCCCCUGCUGUUUGGCUCCCAUCUUAACCCACUACACUACCAAGCACUUGAGGGUUUGAAUGAAAAAAAUGUGUAUAGAUUGCUUAUCAGAGAAACUGUAUGCGUAUUCAACAAUAAUAGUAUAAAAGCAAAAUGCAUUUUAUUUUCUUAAUUACGUUAUAAAUUAGCUUAUAGGACCCUGAAGGUAUUACUAGCAGUACAGCUUACUAAAAUGUCAACAGUAUGUAAAAUGAAUAUAUGCAUUUUUGCAUAAUGCACACAUAUAGUAAAUACAGUUAUAUCAUAUUUCUAAAAUAGAUAUUUAAAACUGCUAUAGCAAUAUUUAUUAAUCUCCGGAGUGCCUACUUUCUCACCCCUCCUUUCUGACUGUAAUAAUGACUCGCUGCUAACCUUUACUUUUGGGAAUGAGAGGGUAGCUGUCAUUUUCAGCACACUUGCAGACAUUAAAAGGACACUAUAAGCACCCAGACCACUUCAGCUCGUUGAAGUGGUCUGGGUACACCCUUAACACUGCAAAGCUAAUUAUUUAAGAUUUUUUUAUAAACCGAAAUUAAUACCUUUUCAGGGUUAACUCCACCUCUAAUGGCUGUUUACCAGAAAGCCACUAGAUGGACGCCCGGGUCGUUAGAUGACUUUUGGCUGCCUAAAUGACGCUGUACGUCCUCACGCUAUGCAUGGGGACAUCCAGCGUCACCUGAAUCCCCAUCGGACAGCAUAAUGCUUUACCAUAAGAGAAAUCCUAUUGCGAGCGUGGCCAUUGCUGUGCAUGUGCAUUAGAUGUCUCCUACCUGCUGACGUUGAGAGGAGCGGAGGCAGACCCGAGGCAGCGCUGGACACAGGCAAGUGACCGAAAGGGUUUUUAACCUCUUCCGAGCUGCGUUUCCCUUUAAAUGAGUGGCCAGUUGCGACUAUUGGGAGUGAAGAGAUUAAAGUGUCUGGACCCUGUGAUCGGUCUGUAAGCCAGGAAUUCUGUACAAGGUUACCAGGCAAAGUAUGACGUAUGAGGAAUAAUGUCAAAUAAGCAUGGGCAACAUUAUUAACCGAAUACAAACAAUAAGUGAUUACAGUUUUUCUGUGGUUUUCAGGUGGAGCUGAGCACGAUGUCCAAACUGUCCGGCAGGUCAUAAUCGACUUUCUCCAGAAUUCCCCUGCGGAGAGUAAACCCCCGGCCUGCCCUUCGUUGGCGCCCAUUGAGUAAGUCUGUUUCCUGUGGUCUACAUCAAGCAUUGUUUAAGGAACACAGUAACUUUAAAAACAAGUUCCUUUUAAAAGUUAGUAUGCAAAAUGUAAAGUAAAGCAAUAAACCUUGCCUGUAAUCCAGUGCUGAGACUGUCUCUGCUCUGCAGGCUGGUUCAUUAAUCAUCGUCUGAGGACACGUGGCACAUCUGCUUGACAGACACUAGCUGCAUGUUUAUGGAAAAAUUUAAACAUUGGUGUUUCUAGGAAACUGGAAUAUUUUACAGCAUCCAUGCACCAAAACCACUGCAGUAAGAUGCACCAUGGUUUCUUUUAAGUCACUGUUGGCUUUUUUUUUUUUAAUAAAAGUUACUGAUCACAUCUGAUGACCUUUUAAACCAUUUAGGGUCCUAUUCACUAAACCAGGAAUUGCCAAAGAAAUUACAUAAUUGUUAAUCCAAACUAGCAUAGCUGGAAGUAUUUUCCACUCGCUUUGGCCUACAAUUUCCUUUGUCAGUUAAACAUGAUGAUAUUUUAUAGCACAAAACAAUCCUAGUCUAUUUUACUGCCAGAUUGCCAAGAAUUAUUUGUCAUGUUUGCAUAUGCGUCAAAGCAUUUAAUUUCUAGAACGUAUCCCACAGUCUGUCUUGUUCCUCUUUGGCACACCUAAAACAAAGGGUGUUUUUUCAUUAUGUAUCUUUCCUUGUCUCUCUGCCCUAAAUUAAUCGGAUAUUUUUUAUUUUCUUUAAUUUUACUGUGUACCAGAUCAAGCCAAGUGGAAUCUCUUAUUGCUGUGAAGGAAAGCCAUUACACGGCUGUUAUUUAUGAAAGUCCUGAUUCGUACAUUGGGCGAGAGGUAUGUUGUCACCCUUUGUUCACACAGACAUUUGUAAUUUAAAUGUUUCAUAGACCUAAAAACAGGAUUUAACUAUACAUUUAUGAACUGGCCCUGUUCUCUCCAGAGUGCUAUGUUGGCUGAAACAAAAAUUUAUUUUAAAGGAAUAUGGUUAGAAACAUAGAAACAGAAUGUGACGGCAGAUAAGAACCAUUCGGCCCAUCUAGUCUGCCCAAUUUUCUAAAUACCUUAUCUUAUAGUUAGGAUAGCCUUAUGCCUGUCCCACGCAUGCUUAAACUCCUUUACUGUGUUAACCUCUACCACUUCAGCUGGAAGGCUAUUCCAUGCAUCCACUACCCUAUCAGUAAAGUAAUACUUUGAAAUAUUUGAAAAUAGAACUCCCACCUCUGAUGCGCACCUUCAAGACUUCUCUAGGGCUGCACCGUUCCUGUGGAACUCCCUUCCCUUCUCUGUUAUACUUUCACCCCGUCUCCAUUCCUUAAAAAAAAAAUAAAUUGAAAACUCCUUCAGGAAAGCGUAGCAAUUAAACUGUUUUCCCUCCCAGCCACCCUAUUUCCUCUCUUCACAACUGUCAUCCCCCCCCUAAAAAAGUAAUAAUAAAAAUUAGGGAUCGACCGAUAUUUAUUUUUUAGAGCCAAUACUGAUAUCGAUAAUCUGUGAACUUUCAGGCCAAUAGCCGAUAACUUACCGAUACCCAGGGACACGAGGCAAACAAUGCAUCUGCCUUGGGCGGCGCUUUGCAGGGGGCGGCAAAAAAAGGCACCCCCCAAAAGCCCAGGCAGAUCCCUUGCUUGCCUCGUGUCCUGGGGGACUCAAGAGCUGGCCCGCUGGCCACUUUUGAGCCCCUCCGAGGCUGGCGGCGGGCAAUGAGGGAGCAUACUCACCUGAGCUCUUCCUGCUCAGCUCCCUCCGCGCCGCUUAAUAAAGGCCGGGAGCAGGCAUUUGAUGUCAGACCGGCUCCCGGCAUCACUAAGCGACGCGCGAGGGAGCUGAGCAGGAAGAUUAAAGCUCCCUCCCCAUGUACUCUGCCUGUCUGCCCCAUACUGGACAGGUUAGUAAUCUACUCCACCUCUCCCAGGGAGGCUGGGUGGAUUUAAAAUAAAAAGGAGUGUUGGUGGUAAUGUGUGUGUCUGUGAGUGAAUGUGCGUUUGCAUAGGCGUGCGCAGCCCAUUGCAUAAGGGUGUGCACCCUAAAGCACAAACAUACAGGAUAUAUAUAUAUAUAUAUAUUUUCUGUGUAGGCUCUGUGUGUGUGUGCGCGGGUGGGGGGCGUUUAGUUAAUAUCCGUGCUGCUGCCAUCCCUGGUGGUCCAGUGGUGAGUGAACUCUAGCAUGCGGGGCUUGAGUUCACUCCACUCUUGCGAGAUCUGAGCGUUGUUGCGGCAACGUUCCGACUUCGCGAGAAGAAACCGGUGGAGCUGCUGGCAAGAGCUCCCGGGUCCUCUCCUGCCUCCCUUCAUGCUGCUGUGGGUCAGUGAGGAAGAUCUUUGAUCUCCCUCACCAGCCCACGGAGGGAGGCACAUAACGCGGGCCAUGGGGACACCCCGUGCGCACGCCUAUGAGUAUGUGUGUCGGUCAGUGCGUGCCUCUCAGUGUGUGUCUAUCGGUGUGUCAAAUCAGUGAGUGUAUUCAUCUAUCAGUGAGUGUGUGCGUCUGUCAAAUUGCUGCUUUGACUGUAAGGGGCAAAUUUUAAUUAGGGGGGGGGGGGUGCCCGAGCACCGUCCUGCCUAGGGCAGCACAAAUCCUAAAUACACCACUGCCAAUACCAAUAUUAUGUACAUUUACCAUUAAAAAAAAAAAAAAAAAAAAUUAAAUUUUUUGUUUUUGUUUUUGUUAAGGUAAAUGCACAAAAUAUACAUGCCAGUCAGAAUUUGUUUUCAAGAAUGUGUGUGUGUGUAGUGGAUGCAGUGUAUGUUUGUGUAGUGUGUGUGUAUAGUGUGUGUAUAUAAUUAGGGAUCGACCGAUUAUCGGCCGAUAUUCGGUAUUUUCGGCAGAAUCGGUGUCUGCCAAUAAAGAUAACGAUAUUGCCGAUAAUACAUACCUGUCAUGGGCCCGGCAGUCCUGGGGAGGCCCAGCAAGCGCUUACUUACCUUCCCUUCAGCUCCCCUGAGUAAAUCUCGCGAGUCCCGCGGGUGUCAGAUCGUUGCCACGGGUUACCGUGGCAAUGCUCCAGGCGGCAUGCAGGCCGCGAGAUUUACACACGGGAGCUGCUGGGAAGGUAAGUAAGCGCUUGCUGCGGGCACCCACUGCACCUUCCAUGCCACUGAACCACCAGGGAAUGCCAUAGCCCCCCUCCCUGACCAGAUAAGCAGGGAGGGGCGACUAAAAAAACAAAUGUAAAAUUAAUUUAAAAAAAUUUGAAUUAAAAAUGCCACCCGCCUCCCCCAUUUUACACAAAUUACAUACUUACAGAAACACACACGCACACACACUCUGUGUUAUACACACGCUACACAAAUACACUGUAUUCACUAUAAACACACUAUGUACACACACUCUGCAUUCAUUACAUACACAAAAACACACUGCAUUCAUUAUACAUACAAACACGCACACUGCAUUCACUUUACGCACACUACAUAAACACUCACUGCAUUCAUUAUAUACACAAAUACACACAGCUCCCCUGUCUAAACACACUGCAUCCACUACAUGUGGAAUGUAUAUUUUGUGCAUUUACCUUUAGAAAUAGUUUAUUUUUUUCAAAAUGGUAGAUGUACAGGAUAUCGGUAAGUUAUCGGCCUGAAAGUUCACAGAUUAUCGGUAUCGGCUCUAAAAAAUCAGGGCCGCAGGACUCGCGAGAGUUACAGGGGAGUUGAAGGGCGCUGCUGGAAAGGUAAGUAAGAGUGUGCUUGGCCCCCCAGGACUGCCGCCGGUCCCCCAGAACCCUUAUGGCAGCCCUGGUCUGCAUUAUCGGCAAUAUCUGUAUCUUUAUUGGCCGAUACCGAUAUUGCUGAAAAUACAGGAUAUCGUCCGUUAUCAGCCAGACCGAUAAUCGGUCGAUCCCUUACAAAAAUAAUCCACCAAGCCCUCAGUAAAUACUUUUCUAGCAACCUAUUUUUCAAUCCUACCCCUACCUUUUGUGUCAAAAUAACCCACUCUCUCUAGCAUGUAAGCUCGUUAAACAGGGACCUCCACCCCCUCUGAUUCUGUGCGUCUAACUCGUCUGGUUACAAUUAUGUGUCUGUUAGUCCACCCUUUAUACAGCGCUGCGGUAUUUGUUGGCGCUUUAUAAAUAAUAAUGUAACAAAACAAGCAUAGGCCUCAUUUAAGCCUUAACUGCUGAGUAUCUUCCCCAAAUUGUGCAUUUAUUUUGAGAUGUUAUACAAAGUGUUUUCAUUGAGAUUUGAUAUCUCAUGGUGACCUGUCAAUAUAUGCCUGUAUAUUUGUCUUUGCACUACAAACAAAAACAAUAAAACAACCGGGACAGGCAUCUACCUGGACUCAGAAAGCUGUAUAUCCCUGAUACCCCUAGUCUCUAAUGAUUGGGAAUUUGUGAGUUGGACCAUAAACUGUGGGACAGUCAGAGUUGUGUUUAAUACAGGAAGAGCAAAGUGACUAAUAUAUAUAUAUAUUUUCUAAUGACGGUUAUGUUAUUUGAGGGCUUGACAAUCCAAAGUGUACAGCGGUGAAGACAAAGGAACGAGUGUGUAAGAAGAGGGGAAAAUGCUUCCAUUAGGCGGGCUGUUAUGUUAUUCCCUAUGUUGUAAUUGUCACACGGUUUUGUUAACAAAACUGUAUUGUUGGGAAUUCACCAGGGAGUCGCAGUUUCACUCUAAAAUAGCAGCAAGGUGGAAACCAGGCCUGCUCGGGGAAUCUUUCCAGUUCAACGAUUUUGACCCAAAAUGUCUAGUUCCAUGGUGAAUUCUCAUCCAUUCACAAUUUACUGGGUUAUGCACUAAUCUCUGAAUUUGCAAAAUUCACACUAAAAUAGACCAGGAUUGCUUAUAAGCCAUAAUAGCACUGGAAGUGGAAAUGUUUUUCAAAUUCUUUUAUAUUCGCCUUAUUUUACCAUUCAGAGUUUAAUUUGGAGUUUGAUGAAUAACGCGUGAAGUGCCUGUUAAAAGGACACUCCAAACACCUAAAAUGCUUUAGCUUGUUGAAGUGUAAAGAGUGUUAACUUUUUUACAUUUUUGUAAAAUACUGAUUUCAGUAGUUAUCAGUGUGGACUGAGAAGGAAGGAGAGGACUUGCAGUAGCAGCAGACACUAAAUCUGCAGCUUUUGCAAGCUAAGGUUUCAUUUACCCCUGACGAAAACAUUGGGGAAAAAAAACAAUUUUCUUUGGGUUAUAUCUCCCAAAUUGGUGGGGGUGUUUUUUCUGAUGUCUUUUUCAGCACCUGUUCAAUAGACUUCAUUCUUGCACCUUAAAAAAAAAAAAAAGAAUCUCUUAUUUAAAUGAACACUCCAUGCACCAUAACCACUACAGCCUGCUGUAGCGGUGAUGAUACCAGGAGCGCUCUGCCCCAGACCCAGAGAAAUGUGCUGAAUAGUUUUAGGAUGGGUCCCACCAGAUGACAGAGGCUGCAACCAUGCAUCCAGAUUUCCCUUGUGGGAGAAUCUGAUUGGAUCCACUGAGCUAAGCAGGGCUGUAGGGUCGCACUUAUCAGCUGAGAGUGACAUUACUGCGACCCUCUAUCAGACCUGCUUGGAAUAGUGAAGACAUCCAUCUUCUUAUAAAGGAGAAGAAAGGACGUAACAAGGCGCCUGAAAAAUUCUGGUAAGUUGUCAAAUCGUUCUACAAUGGUGGGCUUCAGUGGUUAUAGUGUGUGGGGUAUUAUACUAUUAUUUCAUUUCUUUCCCAUAUCCUUAUUGAGACAGGCUGGUAGCAGGAGAAAACUUCCCUCUGUUUACUCUGUAACUCAUUUUAUAUACUCCUUCCUGGGAGAACAUUCAUUGUACUUGCCUGUUCUGUCCCCUAUGCAUUGCAUGACUUACCCCUCCUCUCCUUGACUGACAGGUAAUAUUAGACUUUGUUCAAUAUGAAGGGCUGGUGGUAAAGAGAGCACUGGAUACGGAUAAGGAGGCUCUGCAGAAGCUUGGUAUUGUCUCCGUGCCUUCAUGUUACCUGAUCUACCCAAAUGGUACACAUGGAUUAAUUAACAAGUAAGUACCUAAGUGUUUGUAAGAGAUACUGGACGUGGGGUUCGUUAUUUUCCCUCUGUGAGUGCCAGCUGUGUGCUCAGUGCAUUGCUUUGGGUAUAUGUCUGGCUUCGUAAGGUUUAAAGACAAGCGACAUUGUAACUGUAUCCACUAACCUCCUUUUCACAUUCAUCCAGCAUUCUCUGGUAUGAUGGCGUAAGUGUUAAAUAGAAACCGUUCCAAAAUGGAGCUUGCUGUCAGUGUUUUUUUCUUAAAAUUAAUUGAAAAAUUUCUAAUGCAAAGCAAAGGUUGAGUAUAUUUGUAUGUCCUGAAAGCCCCGGGACCAGGCCUUGGUGACCCGAUCAUUAAUCAGUUUGAGAGGUGUCUGAUUCUUCUCACACCCACCAUCAGGAUUAGAGGAGAAAACAAGGGAUGUGCAAAAUCCAGCCUUGAAAACCUCCAUUUGUUGUGUGUGUUAUUCUAUUUAUUAAGCACCAACGUAUUGUGCGGCGCACCUACAAAAACAAACUGAUGGUAGUCCAAUGUAGGGAAACAGGGUGAAAAGAUGAUAGAAGCACUUAGUCAGUUUUAGAAAACUUUCCAGCAGUCUGAAUGGUGGUUUUGUUAAAUUCUGCUCAUUAACUGUCUGUUCCUAGGUUAUCAGUGAAAUGUCAUACACAGGAAACUGGUGCCUGAAUGCAUUAGCAUAGCUGCUUAAUGAGCGACCCUACCGCCAGUGCCCCUAAUGCUUAGUCCCUAUGUUAUUGUUGUCCUGCAGAGCUUUGAGCAUCUCCUAUGCAGCUUGUCCUAACCUUGUACAAUGUGACUAUCAGCAGGCUGCCAUCUUGGAAUUGUAUCCCAACAAAGUUACUCACUAAAGUGAGAAUUGCUGUAAAUGCAAAGUGAAUUUCACGAUUUAAGUCGAAAUAGCGCAAAUGGAAACAUUGUCCAAGUCUGUUCGGUUACUUUGAAUUCCUGGCAAUUCUCAUUUUAUUGAGUAACCCUGUAUGUGUCGAUUUGAAGCCUUGCCAUCAAUACCUGUUGAACAGUGUUAUGUAGGAUAAGAUCAGACACCAGAGACUGGAAUGAACAGCUCCUGCUUGGCAGAGAGUCUCUCUGUUCUGGGCAAGGCUCGCUGCAGCCUGUCUGGGGAGAUUUUAAAGGGUACCUGUUACUUCUUGGGAUUCUUAAUCUUAUGUUUACUUAUCUCUAUAUUUUACAAACAUGCAUUUCUGUCAUGUGAAAAAUAGAAUUACGGUAAAUGUAGGUUUCCACGCUCCUUUAUCAUGCACCUGGACACCUCCAUCUUAGCUCCCUGUCAACCAUUGUCACACGCUCUGUCCUUUCCACCUGGCAGUCCGCGUAUAGAAAGCUUACAGAGAAAAGGAGGAAUAUUGUUUAUAUUUCUCAUCGUAAUUUGCAAUGUUUGCCCCAGCCUUGCCUGGACUGAGCUGGAUUGUGGGGUAAUUUUGCUAAAUCUUCAAUAAAAAUGUAAAAGGUUAACAAAUGUAUUAGUUGAUUAUUUUUUUUCAGUGCCUAAUUUAAUAGUGUAAUAUCCAGAAAAGUGUCAGUUCCCCUUCAGAAAGGAAUAUAUUUCCGUUUUUGUUCUUGUUUCUGCAUUAUUUGUACAAUACAUUGAAAAUGGGGGACACAUCAUGUCCGCAAUGUCCUUUUUUGUUGAACAGAUUUAAAAUGAUUUUAUUGUAUGGAAUGGUUUUCAUUUGCUGCAUUAGGACAAGGAGUGUUAUAAAGUGCAACUAAGGAGAGUUUUAUAUGAAAUAAUCAGGUGGUUUUCUGCCUUGCAGCUUAGAACCUCUGCGCUCUCUGUUCUCUUCUCACUUGAAGUCCCUGCCAGGAGUGAGGAAAAAAACGUUAUCCAGACCGGAACUGACCACAAAACCAACGAAACCGGAUAAAAUGACAGAAACAUGGAAGGAGUUUGAUAAGUAAGUAAAAAUCCAGUCUUUAAUUCUAGUUAACCUCAUGAUUCACACAGGGAGAUUUAAAGGAACACUAUAGGCACUCAGACAACUUCAGCUCAUUGAAGUGGUUUGGGUGCAGUGCACCUGUCAGUUUAACUCUGCAACGGUGAUUGCAAUUACAGGGAGUGCAGAAUUAUUAGGCAAAUGAGUAUUUUGACCACAUCAUCCUCUUUAUGCAUGUUGUCUUACUCCAAGCUGUAUAGGCUUGAAAGCCUACUACCAAUUAAGCAUAUUAGGUGAUGUGCAUCUCUGUAAUGAGAAGGGGUGUGGUCUAAUGACAUCAACACCCUAUAUCAGGUGUGCAUAAUUAUUAGGCAACUUCCUUUCCUUUGGCAAAAUGGGUCAAAAGAAGGACUUGACAGGCUCAGAAAAGUCAAAAAAUAGUGAGAUAUCUUGCAGAGGGAUGCAGCACUCUUAAAAUUGCAAAGCUUCUGAAGCGUGAUCAUCGAACAAUCAAGCGUUUCAUUCAAAAUAGUCAACAGGGUCGCAAGAAGCGUGUGGAAAAACCAAGGCGCAAAAUAACCGCCCAUGAACUGAGAAAAGUCAAGCGUGCAGCUGCCACGAUGCCACUUGCCACCAGUUUGGCCAUAUUUCAGAGCUGCAACAUCACUGGAGUGCCCAAAGCACAAGGUGUGCAAUACUCAGAGACAUGGCCAAGGUAAGAAAGGCUGAAAGACGACCACCACUGAACAAGACACACAAGCUGAAACGCCAAGACUGGGCCAAGAAAUAUCUCAAGACUGAUUUUUCUAAGGUUUUAUGGACUGAUGAAAUGAGAGUGAGUCUUGAUGGGCCAGAUGGAUGGGCCCGUGGCUGGAUUGGUAAAGGGCAGAGAGCUCCAGUCCGACUCAGACGCCAGCAAGGUGGAGGUGGAGUACUGGUUUGGGCUGGUAUCAUCAAAGAUGAGCUUGUGGGGCCUUUUCGGGUUGAGGAUGGAGUCAAGCUCAACUCCCAGUCCUAGUGCCAGUUCCUGGAAGACACCUUCUUCAAGCAGUGGUACAGGAAGAAGUCUGCAUCCUUCAAGAAAAACAUGAUUUUCAUGCAGGACAAUGCUCCAUCACACGCGUCCAAGUACUCCACAGCGUGGCUGGCAAGAAAGGGUAUAAAAGAAGAAAAUCUAAUGACAUGGCCUCCUUGUUCACCUGAUCUGAACCCCAUUGAGAACCUGUGGUCCAUCAUCAAAUGUGAGAUUUACAAGGAGGGAAAACAGUACACCUCUCUGAACAGUGUCUGGGAGGCUGUGGUUGCUGCUGCACGCAAUGUUGAUGGUGAACAGAUCAAAACACUGACAGAAUCCAUGGAUGGCAGGCUUUUGAGUGUCCUUGCAAAGAAAGGUGGCUAUAUUGGUCACUGAUUUGUUUUUGUUUUGUUUUUGAAUGUCAGAAAUGUAUAUUUGUGAAUGUUGAGAUGUUAUAUUGGUUUCACUGGUAAUAAUAAAUAAUUGAAAUGGGUAUAUAUUUGUUUUUUGUUAAGUUGCCUAAUAAUUAUGCACAGUAAUAGUCACCUGCACACACAGAUAUCCCCCUAACAUAGCUAUAACUAAAAACAAACUAAAAACUACUUCCAAAAAUAUUCAGCUUUGAUAUUAAUGAGUUUUUUGGGUUCAUUGAGAACAUGGUUGUCGUUCAAUAAUAAAAUUAAUCCUCAAAAAUACAACUUGCCUAAUAAUUCUGCACUCCCUGUAUUGAUAAACUGCAAUAAUUACAUUGCAGAGUUAACUGCAUCUCUAAUGGCGGUCUACCAUACAUCCAUUGACUUCUGGGUCAUUAAGUGACUUUUGGUCGCCUAACUGACUCUGAACGUCCUAACGCUAUGCAUGAGGACAUCCUGCAUCCUCUAAAACCACCUAUGGGGUUGUCCUAAUUUGCUCAGGAGAGGAGGAGUGAAGGCGUGGAUUCAGGUAACUGAUAAAAGGGUUUUUAACUCUUUCUGUUCUGGGGGGGUGGCGCAAGCGAGGGCAGACACUAUAGGCUAGGCAUACAAUCUUGUAUGCCUAGCCUAUAGUUUCCCUUGAAUGCUUCUUGAUCAAGUGUGAGCGUCACUUACCGAAAGAUGGUGCGUGAAUAAUUAGUCGUCUGUUUGAGACCUCCACCUUUUCCUGUCUGAAGUCACAUCACUAACGCGCUCUUGACGCAUGACGAUAGGAACAAGUAUUUUCUCACAGCAAUCCUCUAUAGAUAUUUUUGCACGUGUAAUUUAUUGGAUAUUGUCUGGGAAGAUGGCUCAUAUCGUGUCGCCAGUGAUGGUUGGUGGCAAAUGACAAGACGUGGUACCCUGCUAUAUCUUCUGAUUAGUAAGCUCUGUUAAUGACUGAUAUUAAGUUGUAGACCUAUAGAAAUACUAAUUACUCUGCAAUUUAUGACUUUUAGGUCCAAGAUGUACAUGGCGGACUUGGAGUCAGGAUUACAUUAUUUGCUGCGUGUGGAGGUCGCGACACACCAGAUGUUAAAGGGCGAUGAAUUGAAGGCCUUUAAGGAUUUUAUAACCAUCCUUUACAAGGUAAGUGUAUCUGAUCAAGGCUCCGAACACCUUUCCCUCUUGUGUAUCCAUUUUAUCCGGUUACAUUUACUUCUUUCUUUGCCCAUUAAUUCUACAGCACUAUGAAAUUCUAAAAUAAAAAACGUUGAAGCUCUAUUUUAGUUAAAUACAGAGAAAAUCACAGAUACAUCACUUAUAAAAUAAAUUGUAAAACAUUUGAUCUAAAAAGUACUUUUAAAAAUCAGUUUGUAUUGUUCUUUAGUAUUUUUUCUUUUUUUUUUUUUUUCUGUUCAGUCUAAUUCUCUCCUUCCCAAAUCUCAAAUUUUUACAAAUGCAAUACAUGCAUGUAUUGAUAUUUAUUUGAAUAAUUAGUAUUCAUGAUUAAAUGUUGUAUGAUUAAUAUUUGAGAUUAUAAUUUUAUUUUAUUUUCUAUGUGUGUGUGUGUAUAUAUAUAUAUAUAUAUAUAUAUAUAUAUAUAUAUAUAUAUAUAUAUAUAUAUAUAUAUAUAUAUAUAUAUAUAUAGAGAGAGAGAGAGAGAGAGAGAGAGAGAGAGAGAGAGAGAGAGAGAGAGAGAGAGAGAGAGAGUCUUUUUUAAAAAUUUGUCCAAAAGUUAAUCAUUUUAAAAGCAUUUCCAAAAAUAUUAGAGGCCCAAGUCUCUUACUUCUUGAAAACAAAAAGGGUGCUUUCCUUAUUAAAUAUAAAGUAUUUUUAUUUUAUGUUUUUCCCUCCCCUGUAAACACAGACUAUACAAAGCAGUAGAGAUUCAGAGCUAUGAUAAAAGCUUACAUUCUAGUCUCCCUAGCACAAGGAUUUAGGUACACGAGACAAAAACAAAUGGUUAUUAACGUGGUGGGGGUGUUAAAGAGCUUCUUAAAUGCAAAGAAAGGCUGCUUGAAUUGCCAAAAUCUGUAGCUGGCCUCAUUUCUUGGAAGAAAGUGCCGUGCUAAUCUGUCUGUCAUAUUAUCUCUAAAAAACUAAAACCUCCUCUGGCUUUCUGAUGGAUGCGGACGUUCUAAUGCAAUUUAUUUUAACUGCUCUUAGCCGUUAAGUCGGAAUGUCCUCUCUGAGUUGAUCUGACUGACCUGGCAGCAUGGUGAGAAUGUGGGUUGUUGGGCGACAACAACAAAAUAAACAGGAUACUUUUUUUUAUUUGCUAAAUGGCAAUCAGGAUUUAGUAAUAUGUGUAUCAUGAAAACAACUGCCAAUGGAGGUAAUCGUAAACUCCACAGGUUUUUUUUUUGUUUGUUUGUUUUUUUUAAUAUAAAUGUCUUUCUGUUGGUAUCCUUAAUUGUACAAUACUACAGAUAUUGGAGUCUCAAUAUAAAUUGAGGAGCUGUUAUUACGGAUUGACUUUUUAGUACAGAUAGUUUUUCUUUAAGAGCAAUCUUUUACACUGUUGUACCUGUUGAGAAUUUUAAGGGUCAAGAACACAAACCUGUAUUUCUGACCCUAUAGUGCAAAACGACCAUUUAAGUGGCUUGCCCCUUACCCCCCUUAAAAGCAUGAAAAACUCACCUUAUUUCUAGCGCUGUGUGGGUCUGCUGACACUGGCCACGCCCAAUUUGUUACAUCGUUAGAAUUGCUGAUUUUUAGCCAAUCCAAUGCUUUCCCAUGGGGAAAGCAUUGGAAUGGCUAAAAUCGGCAGGGGGCUGGGCCAAACACCGUUUUGGCCAAUCAGCACCUCCUGAUAGAGAUGCAUUGAAUCAAUGCAUCUCUAUGAGGAAAAUUCAGCGUCCCCAUGCAGAGCGUGGAGACGCCGAUCGGCAGGGCUGCUUACUGUGCAGCACUGAGCCAGGAAGCACCUCCAGUGGCCAUCUGAGGAGUGACCACUUGGAAGUGUCCCUAGGGGCAAUGUAAACACUGCCUUUUCAGUGAAAAGGCAGUGUUUACAUGAAAAUGCCUGAAGGCAAUGAUUAUUCUCACCAGAAUAACUGCAUAAGCUAAAGUUGUUCUGAUGACUGUAGUGUCCCUUUAAAUUUGGUGUUAAUAUUUAAUUGAAAUGUACAACUGCUUCAUUCAUGGAUUUUUUUUUUUCUAUAUUUUGAUAAUUACUCUUGCUUGUAUGCUGUAUGAACAUAAUCUGCUGCAGGAAUAGUGUCUGUAAUGACUACACUCCCAGUGGAGAAGUGAUAUGGUCUAGUGAUGGAUUUCAGAAGAUGUAAAUAAUAUUUUAGCCUUCUAUUCAGUCAAAUACAAACGUAUAGUAAAAUAAAAAACACACUUCUGUUGAUUAUCAUUAUAUCGCUGUUCCAAUCAAAAACCUUUCCUAUCCAGUUCCACACCUCUGGCAGCAAAGGGGUUAAACUUGAUACUGCUCAUGAAGUGGCCAUGGUGUUUGGAGUAACCCUUUUAACUUUUCCAUGUAGCCCCAUCAGUUCAUUCUGCACUCGAUGCAUUACUUAAAGGGUAUUAUAAAGUCAGUUUGACAGUCUGAAACAAGCUGAUACGGUGGUUGAGUGAAUCCAGAUUAUCUGAAAAAUCUGCACAAAUAAUUCUUUUAAAUAAAUGUUUGUUUUUUUUCCUCCCAUUCUUUUGCCUUCCAGUUAUUUCCUGGCCGCCCACAUGUUGCGCGGCUCCUGGAAACACUGCAGGAUUGGCUAGUAAGCAUGCCAUUAGACAAGAUCCCUUACGAUGCAAUAUUGGACCUGGUCAACAAUAAAAUGCAGGUAAGUGUCCCUCUGAAACGGCACAGGGGGUUCCAGUCCGGGAUCAUUUCUCGUCUAUCAUUUUGUUUGUAUCUCUUUCUUGUUCCAGAUUUCUGGGAUCUAUCUGACUAGCCACGUCCAGUGGGUUGGAUGCCAGGGCAGUGAGCCAGGCCUGAGAGGCUACCCAUGUUCUCUCUGGAAGCUGUUCCACACUUUGACUGUGCAAGCUGCUCUCCAGCCCAAUGCCCUGACCAAUACUGGUAAGCCACGUAGUGCUAGAGUCACCCUCUGGCCAGCAUCUCUCCAUGAUGGUUUACCUGUUGGCCUUCCUUGUCCUAAAAUUAAGAAAUGUCUGUUCAACAGCAGGUGAAUUAACAGACGGGUGUGCGCGUUGCUUCCGAUGGACCUGUGGAGCCAAUGAAAGAGUAGAAAACCUCUAUGGCUGCCAAGUAGGGAUUUCAGUCCCAGUUGUAAAAGUACAGAAUUCGAUCGAAUUCAAAUAUGGCAGACUGCAGACACAGAGCAUUUGAGCAAGCUGGAGUGCUUUUUGUAUGGAGUGUUUCUUUAACUUUCACAUAUUACAGCCCAUUCCCUCCUCCAAUCUAUCCCGCGGCCCCCUACUACGGACAAACAUACUCUCCAGGCUGAACAUGACGCAUUCUAUUUUUGUUAAAACAUUAUACUCCAAUAUGAAGUUCCCCCAAUCAGGAAGAGACUGCUGUUCACUCAAGGGUUACUCCAAUAUUUUGUUGGUGUAACAUUUCUUAUCCUGGCCCCCUUUCCACUAACAACAUUAAAACACACUUUACUUUCCAUCACCAAAGUUCUUCCUCUACCCCCUGAAGUAGUUAUGGUGCUUGGUUUAACCCUUUAUCUACUGAGCUUAUUCUACAAGCAGUGCUUCUGGGAGUUGUAGUUUAGUUGUGCUAGAGAUAUUGCAUCACCCAGAAAGCCAAGUAGUUACAUCAUGUAAUGCAACGCCGAAAUAUUGGAGUUUAGGGAAGUGAUAGAAAGUCGUAAGUUUGGCUUUGGGGCAAAAACGUUUUUUAAAAAGUCCAGAAAUAUGUUAGAACAGACACUAUUACAAUGGAUUCGCCUGACUCUGGGUCUGAAUGGCUUAAACACUUUCAACUAAAAGUAAAGUGAGUGUGUGUGUGUGUGUGUGUGUGUGUGUGUGUAUGUAUGUAUGUAUGUAUGUAUGUGUGUGUGUGUGUGUGUGUGUGUGUGUGUGUGUAUAUAUAUAUAUCUAUCUAUCUUGUGUGUGAGAGGUUUCGUCACCCAUUAUAUAUGCACUAGACUUGGGCAAAGAUUUGUUUUGGCUGAUUCGUCCGAAUCCUUUUAAUCCACAGCCAUGAGUGAAUUGAUCCGGCCAGUACCUGUGGUGUACUAUUCAAUGACUCUAUGGGUAAAUCCCUGGUCAAUCGAUUCGUUCACACGUGGAUAAAAGGGAAUUCUGUUCAGAUAAACUGACUGAAACACAUUUACAAUUUUUUAUAUAAUUUUAUACACUUGUAUAGUUCAGAAAUGUAUGUAUUUAUUUAUUUUUUGGCCCUACGUAAUUAAACCAUAUGCUUACUCAGGGGGUUCUUCACCAUUGUACUUCUGUCACUAUAGAGAACUGUAGUUGUAAUGCUGCUUCCAGUGUUCCUUUAAAAGGAGGCCAUAAUGUAGGGUUACUUGAAAUAAUCUGAAUCAAAUUCAUUUCACUAAUCUGAUAACUCAGCUGGCCUUAUCUUAUUGUUCCUCCGAAUGUAUAAUUGUUUGCGUGAUGUUGUACUACUCAUUGGCCUAUGUGGCUGCUUUGAAAUUAAAGUGGUUUAAAGACCCGUUUGACUGACACCGAAAUCGGCAGAGUAGGUGUUCAGCACAGGUUUGUAUUCCAGACCUUGGUGUCCAACUGAAAUAAAAAGAACCCAGAGCCCUCGUUUUUCAUUUCCAUGUGUCUGGACAGGAGCAGGCAAUGUCAAUCUAUUAUUGACCCACCCGUCCAAAGGUUAUCUUUUUAAGGGCAUAAUCGUAAGUCAUGAAUGAGGCGCCAGUGCCACAAAAUAUCCAUACGAAUAUCUUUGGACUCUUACUCCAAAUGGCUUUCCCUUUUGAUCAAUGAAUAACAGCAUUUCUAAAAUCAAAUAAUGAUCCACAGUUAAAACAAAGUAGACUACAGUCAAUUACUCGGCCGUAUAUCACCGGCUCUAAAGUGCAUACGUGAAAUGCCUUAGCGUUGUGUCUUUCAGCAGUCGAGAUUUAUGGCUCUUCAAGUAGCAAGUGACAAAAAGGAGAUCUGCAACAAACACUUUUAAAGAGUCUUUGGCAAGAACUGCCAUUUAUUAUGGUAACAGAUUAGAGCAGAAUAAAAGCUUAACUAUACGCAGGUGAGAGGGAAUUCUCUUCCCAUUCUUUACAUUAUUAAAGGUCUAGAUCAAGGAUAGGCAACCUUUGGCACUUCAUAUGUUGUGUACUACAGCCCCUCCCCUUCCCGAUGUUUUGCCCGCAUUAUGGGACUUGUAGUCUACAACAUCUGCAGUACCAAAGGUUGCCUAUCUCAGGUCUAGAAAAUGUUAAAGUUAAUGAAGGCUAACACACUUGCAUCUAAUAAGAUUAGGUGUCGUGUGCCCAUCUCCGGUGGUCUCAUCUGCCACCGAUGGUAAAUGCUACAAGUAGGUGACUACCACGUGUAAGAAAUGUCAACCUUUUUGCUGCUGUUGUAGUUCACAUAAUCCCCUGAGAGCCGUUUGCUGUUUAUUUGGCUGGGGCAGGUUUCUGAGUGUUGUAUUCCGUGUCUGGGGCUCUCUGUGUUUCACUAGACCCACUAUAAUUUAUUCCAGAUUCAUACAGCUGGUGAAGCCUACCGGGCUUAAGGUAAUUUGAUUCGUCUUGCUGUAUAAUUUAAACGAUGUGCUACGAUAAUAUUAGCUGGGUUGUAUAUCGCCCAUGGAGUUAAAGUUCACCCUGGGAUCAGCUGCGAUGCAGUAACAUUUAAAACCAUUACGCACUAUUGCUUUCGAUUGGCAUGAACCCACCUCAUACUGCCAUGUUUUCUAGUUCCCCAGAACUAAAGACACAGAUAAAGCUACUAAAUACAUUCAUGCCAGAUGGGUAUUUUGGGUUUUUAAAUGCAUCUCCCUGUAGAAUUCACACAGUGUUACUUUUAAGCUGAAAUACUUGUUUCCCUACGAAAUAUGCAUCAUGCAGUGUUGUCAUAAACAGCUCAUCUUAACAAUACACUAUGGGUUUAUUAUCCCAAGUCAUUCGUAACUCUCGCAGUGCUGGGAACAUUGCAGGAAUUGCUGAGCAGGCAGAGGGGUUAAUGCCCAUCUAAAAAGACCCCAUCCGAAAGCCAAUUGCAUAUUUAUUAUAAAGAAAUAAUGUUUAAAAUUGCAGCUGCUAUGUUCUAAUUUGAGCCAUGAACUCCAGCAGACAGGACAACCCCAAAAAUGUGACCGAGCCUUUUCCUGGAGUGUCUUAUAUUUGGUUAACCUAGCACGUUUAGCAGCAUACACUCUUUGCAUUCGAAGGUCAGUGAGAGAUUGAGACGAAAUGCUCCUGGCCUUGCUGUGUGAUUACCAGGAUAAUAAAAGCAAUGAGUUCUGGUUAGUGUCGUAAAAUAAGAUUACAUCCACUACCUGCUUUUCCUAUUGUUUCAAGCAUCUCUCUGUUAGAUGAACUGUAGUGAAAUUUUAGCCAGUGUUUUUGUAAACCAGAUGUGGUUUCUCAAAUAUAUGCGGGCCUAAACCAAUCUCCAAUGUUAUAAUUUUUUUUUAAACGAUAGAAGUGUAUACAAAUAGUGACUUACAGGAUUAUUCAAAGCACCAUGUCUACUUCAGUGAUUAAAAGUGGAGUUGGUACCUGAAGUCUAUGUGCAGCGAUUUGCUAGACGUUGCUCAUACGGAGUUUAACCCAUUUGCUGCUGGAGGUGUGACUUCACCUCUGACACCAUCAUAUUCCUAUGCACAGAAUUGCAUUCAUUGAUUAAGAGCGGUCAGCUGACACUCUCAUCCUUCGGGAUCUACUUCUGUCUUCCACAGCUCUGCAAAAGCCAGACGCAGUUACUGGCCAACAGAGGAGGAAUUUAGCGGGACCCAGGUUAGAGGGCAAAUUGUUGCAGCCGGCUGUAGUGGUCAUGAUACUUGGAGUAACCCUUAACGUGAUAUCAGUAACUUGAGAAUACAAGUAAUAUAUGGGUUUAUACGCUCACCAUUGAUAAAUUGUUCAGCUCGGCUGUCUGUGCGUCUAAACUUUAUUUGAUUUUUUUUUUUUUCUUCACUUCAUUGUUCAAGACUACUUAGAGGGUACAUAUGGCGUCAAUGAAAAAUAAAUUCUAAUGAUCUAAACGUGAUUAUUGGCGGUUUUCGUACCAGUAAACCUUCUCCGGCUAAGUGGUCCUGCACUUGACGACGGCUUGAUCAUUUUCAGACACCAUCAGCAAUGUGAUGAGAGCAUCUUCCGCUGGAAGAAUUGGGUCAGUUUUGAGUCGACCGGAUUAAAUCUUGGGAGGUUUUCUCUCUCUCUUUAUAUCUUGCUUUAAAUCCCAUCUAGUAAAAAGCCUGCUAGCUUGUAAUCCUCCCACCAACAGGUAGGAAUUUAAUGGUUAUUGUCCACUUUAGAGAUUAGGGUAGCCCUGAAUUUGCAGCAGUUUGGGGAGUAAGGAGAAAAGGAGGAUUAUGCGAUGAUACAUGGCAGAUGUUGGGAGAAGAUCUAGGCAGGGUCUUAGACGCGGAAAACACUGGGACGCACAGCUAUUUUGUAUCUUUACUCGUUUUAUGUUCCGUGAGUGUCUUGCCUUACAAAUGGAAUAGUGUGGCAUCAAUAACGUCCAUUAAGUCUUUCCCAUUUUCGCAGCCUUUAUUUUUUCCUUGCCUGGAUACUGCUGGGGAAAUUAGAGACAUUCCAAACACCAUAACAUAUCAUUGCAUUGGCUAUGGUGGAACGAGGUCGUCUGAAUGUGUCCCUGCAAGUUCCCUGCCCUAACUCCAACAUCACGGAAGGAAGUUGUGCUUCCCCCUUGAUCCUGCAAGCACUUGUAAAACAUGCACACACUCAGGUCCUGUCCCCUCCUUACAUUAACAGGCUCCAUGGUAUUGACAAAACAGAUUACUUUUUGUAGAUCCGUUCACAAAACUAUUAACAGAGCUAGAAAAUGUUAGGAUAACAUUUAUUUGGAACUUGCGCUGCAUAACUAGAACACAAAUCAUUUGCUAAAACUACAAUUGUGUGUGUAAAUUGCUCUUCAAUCUACACACCUAAAAUUCCAGUCUGUAGACUGAUAGACUGAAAUUUUGUUGAGCUGAAUAAAAGCGAAGAAUACUUUCUACAAAUCCUGAAGUGCACCUCUACUUGGAUAAUAUAAAUAUAUACAUACCAUGAAGGCACUACAGUCAGUUCUAUUUUCUAACAAUUGCUUGAGAAUGUAAAUGUCUGCAUACAGUUAAUCGUUUAUUUCCAAUAUAUUUUACAAUUGCUGUAAUGCUGGGAGACCUACCAUUCACUUACCCCGGCUGUAGGGGUGGAAUUGUUUCAAGUAUCCUCUUGCUGUUUGGUAGGGGGCGGCUGUCAUUUUCAGCUCAUUGCAAGACUUUAAAUGGGUGGUAUGGAUUUCUGGCAGAGAAUGUAUUUCCCCUCUGCAAGCUGGUAACCAACCCUGGGGGUAUAUGGUUUUAUAGACUAGUGGGGGGGGGGUUUUUUGCGCAAAACAAAUGAAAGCAAAAAUGUGUGUACUCGUUUUUGGUAAUGGGGGACAUGUGGUUUUUAGUAGACUAUAUUCAUUCUGUCACAUGAUCAGUUUGAUGGAAAAUGUGCCUGUGAACUGGAAUAAUUCACGAUAAGCUUGUUAGAUUUCUUGGGAAGUAGCGCAAUUGGUGCUCUCAAUCGGUUUUACAGUAAAGUAUCUCAUAAAGCGCAAUCCAGGACUCCUGUGCUUGUUUCAUCUUAAUGGUGUUGCUUUAACUUGUUCUUACCGUAGGGUGUUACAGUUAUGAAAGGUUUUACCCCAAAGUUGCAAAAGGUGGCGCCUUGUCUGCUCUGCCCUGUUCCUUUCAGCUAUGGUCUGAAGCUUCAAUCAGGUACCCUUGGACUGGGCACUGCUGAUAGGUUGAGAAUGUGAUCCAAUGCUCUCAGCCAAUCACCAACGCUUCAUAAAACUGUUAGGAAAAAAAUACAUACCAAGGGUGUACUGGUGUUUGUCCUUACUUCCCCAAUCUUGCCAUAUUAGGUAUUGGCAGACUAUAACUUCUUGAACUUAUAAAGUCACAAGUCCAUACUCUGUAUUUUUUUUAUAUAUUUUUUUUUAUUUAACAUUGGUUAAUUUAAUCAUAGAAGUCUUUAGAAGUCCUUUUUCUUUUCAUUUUUAAAAAUUUAUUUUUUUCCCUUGUCUGCAAAAAGGCACAUUCAGAAUUAAUACUUCAUUAAAAUUUAAUCUGGUUUUCGGUAAGAACUUGGCUCAUUAUGUAAAAAUAAAAAAUAGUCUCAGGGUUCAUAAAUAACUCUUCUUCCAGAGCCACGAGUUGUCUGCAUUUUGACUGAUUAGGGGAUUUUUAAUUUAUUUCUAAAAUUCUUUUAAACCAUAUCUUUAAUGCAGGCAUUUAAUCUGCUUUAAUAUUAUCAACAGGUAUUUUAUUUACACGUCUCCACUCAAUCACAACAGUAAGACAAGUCACUAUGAAGAUAGAAGUAAAAUAUAUCUUUAUAUGCAUAUUGAAGGUAUAUAAAAAAAAAAAAGUUAAGUAUUUCCUUGGCAAUCUUAGAUUCUAUUACAGAUAAACUGCAUUUAAUGUAUAGGUGCAUUCUAAUUUUGUACUAUUAUUACAGGGUUAGAACACCUUCAAGGGAUGGCUUUUAAGUUAAAUGACGCUACAAUACAUCCAAUGCCAAUAUUUCCUGCUGGUUUCCCUUUAAGGCCGACACGUCACUGCAAAAAUCCUGCUAUUGCAAAGCACUGUAUAGGGCAGAGGCCAAGAGAAUAUAGCACUUUAGAUUUCCUUAAUCCAUUAUUGAGCAUUGGCCGUUUAACUUUCAUGAUUCGUUUGCUUCUGAGCAACACAUUAAUGGACUUUCCAUCAGUUUCAUUUACUGUGUGAAUUUUAAAUUUUAGGCAGAAAUGGCAAAAUCAUUUUGGGGAAAAACACUGUGUUCUGUUUUAGACUUAAAUUUUAAAUUCCCGUUGUGUUCCCGACCCUUCACACGUUAAUGAGUAACCCUGCCGAUAGUUAAAGGGACACUAUAAACAACGUUAUCUUAAUAAAGCAGUUUUAGUGAAUAGGUCAUGCACUGUUCAAUUCUCUGCCAUUUAAAAGUUAAAUCACUUUUGUUUCUGUCCAUGCAGCCCUGGCCAGAUGUCCCCUGACUGUGACUGACACAGCCAGCAUGAAAAAAUUGUUUAAAGGGACACCGUAGGCACUGUAUCUGCUUCAUCUCAUUAAACUUGUUAUAAUGUCUGGAGUCUUCUGGUCCCAUCUUUUCUAUCAGCAUUAAACAGUUUUUAAAGUUUUAAUGCUAAACAAGAGUCCCCAGCAAUCCAUCCCCUCUGUGCUGCUUUGGCUAAUAAGGAAGUAUUCGCCUGAGCAGAAAUGGGCAGCUGUGAUUGGCUGAGAGUGUCAGCUGACUGCUUUUAGCCUGUCAGAGUUCCAACUGACGGUAUGAGUGGGUAUGACAACAAGGAAGUGUGUAAUCUCUGCUUUAGCUACACAUACUGAAGGGGCCGGACUGUGGGUGGCCAGGUAUUCUUAUUUUGUGGCAUACUGCACGAACAUGGUGCAACACUGAAUGGAGGGACAGUGCCAGGGUACUCCAGGCAAUAUAACCGAUUCAAAGAGAUGAAAUUCUUAUAGUGACUACAGUGUCCCUUUAAUUCUCAAUCAAAUGUUAACUUGCUUUUAUAAGUGUUUACUCUACUGCUCUGUAAAUUAAACUCUAAUCGCAUACGGGAGGCUCCUGUAGUGUGUAGCAAGCUUUUAACAGAGCAAGAGAUAAGAAAUUCUAAAUUGAACCGAGUUUUGCUAUAAAGGAAGUUUAAACAUUAGAUCUCUCUUUACAGGAAGUCUGUGUAAGUCACAUGCAGGGAGGUGUGACGAGGGCUGUAUAAACACAGUGAUUUAAUCAAAAUUGCAGAGAGUUGAGCAAUAAGAUUGGAAGGGCAUGAUCUAUACCCCAAACCAGCUUCUUUUUGUGAUUUAUAAUGUCCAUUAAUGAAGGCAACAACUCAACUGAACACUCUAGAAAUAAUUCUACAUUCCCCUGUUUUUGUUGUUUAAUGAUUUAGUAUAACAAGUGUGUUUGUGGUGAGAUUUCAUUCUGCUAAAAAAGGUCAGGGGCUAAUGAAAGUAUUUAGAAAAUUGGGCAGACUAAAUGGGCCGAAUGGUUCUUAUCUGCCGUCACAUUCUAUGCUUCUAAAUGAAUUGAAUUGCCUAACUCCAUGAUGCUUGUUUGAACAACUUCAGAAACAGCUGGCCCUACCAGGAGGCAAACCUGCAAACUGAUUGAAUUCACGGUUUAGUCAGAACGCUAAAUGCAUGUGGAAGCAGCAGCUAAGGAUUUGUGUGAUCCGUCUCCACCAGUCUGAUUAGUAGACAUUGAUCCCAAGUAACCGUUCAUGAUUUUAUUUAAUCCGUGCAUAGACGCUAAGGAGGGGCACGGGACAGAGUCCAGUACUAGAACGAAAUCAAGUUUUCAGUUUAUUAAAAUAUACAAAAUAAGUAUCUGUUCUGCAAGGGUGUUGUUUUUGCAUUUUAGUAGAGAUGGGCUGCUAGAUCUCCAGAUAAUAUGGAUUGUUAGUUAUAAGCACAAGAGAAUAGUAAAGGAAGCGUUCUAAACACACUGAUCGAUGAAGGAACCUCUGGAAUUUGGGUUGUAUUUUAAACUUCUCUUUUUAAUGUUUGGGGAUAUAUAAGAAUGUCCUUUAGUUCUUUGACGGCAUAGAUGCUUGUUUAUGUUGUUUAUUUUAAUUUUACACCGACAAACCCUCCCCCCAUUUCCAUUAUUUUCUAUGGCUGUCUCCCAGUCCUGGCCAUUUUCUUUCAGGGGUUUCUAAAACCCUGAUUUUGGAGGGAGUAACACUUGGUGGCAUGGUCCCCUGCGGCUAAAAGAAAUAAAAAAAUAAAGGAAGAAUGUACCUUCCACCAGCACGCUCACCAGGUGGUGACAUCACUCCCCCUCUCUGCAGGGGAAGGUACGUCCCGCUGGGCGGCUUGGAGGGGGAGACCGUGGCGUGCUAUGCAUGCUGACGACAGAUGCCAAAUAUGCACAGAUUUUACAUCAGCCAUCACGGAACUCUCCAUGAGCUGUAAAGUUACAAUAAAAGCAGAUGUAUGAUCUAACUCUGCACAUGCAGACUCCAAGUACCAUAAUCACUUUAAAUCAUGGUUCUUAAAGUAACCCUUCAAUACAGCUUGCAAACUCCCUGUCCCCUUUUAAUAUAUUUUAACUUCUAUAGUCAUAUAUUCAAAUAUUUUUUAUUGUGGCGACUGUCUUUCAGGGUAUCUUGUGUUAAGUGCCAUUGGACAAUAGCAAAAUAUUCCCCCCCUAGAUUCCCUGUGGCUAAUUUGAUGCAGUCCUGAUUUAAUUUUGCUCUCACAUGCCCAUUCUGCUAAAUAUGUGACAUUUCACCCAUCCUUCGCAGCAGCUCUGUUCCGUAUCUCUGACAUCAAGCCUAUUUUGUCAGCACUGAAACUAAUGCCUCCUCUCUCGAAUCCUGAUCCCCCCUUUCCCUCUCAUCUUUCCUGCCUCUGUUCCUGAUAAGCAACAGCAAAACAUUACUGCUGCGAGAACGUUAAAUAUUGAUCCAAGUAAAGUGGCCAGUGGCACGAUGCCAGGCCAUUAGGUGGAAAGAGAAAACGGCUAAUGGAUGUGCCAGUGACCAGUCUAGUGAGAUUCAGCGAUGUUCCGUUUACGGUGACAUAUUGUCUGUGAGUAAACUUCAUGUGCUCUGUACCCGCCGCCAUUACCAGCAUUGGACGUGUUAAACCAGACCUGUCCCCUGAAAUCCAUUACAUAUCAAUCAGUCAAACAUAUUAAAAGUGACAAUGUAAUAAACUUGGAAACAAUCAUAGUACUUUAAAAACCAUUUAAUCUAUUCAGAUGGUUUAAUUACUAUUAUAGAAGGUGAGUAAAAGUUGUGAUGCCCACUUUUGGUUCCCGUGGGUACAGCGCACCAAUUAGGGAGAACAGAGAACAUUUGUCUCCUCUGCAUAUUGUUCUGCAAUCUAAAGUCAAGACAAUUUUAUCCUUGGAGGUGCUUUCUAUUGAAUCAACUGCAGAAACUGGGUCUGAAAUGGUGAGCAUGAUAGAUUGUGAUGGACUUUUCCUUUUGAAUUGACACUUUUUUUUUCUCCCUCAGUUUUGAGGCUAAUUUGUUUUGUAUGUGUGUUACUGAAACUGUGCCUGUAUUUAUUGUAUUUAGCUGCCUUUUAAGUGAGUUUGCCUCUGUCUUCCUCUAGCAUUUGAAGGAAAUUCUCAAGCCGUUCUGCAAACCAUGAGACAAUACAUCAAGCACUUUUUCGGUUGUCGCGAGUGCGCUGGGCAUUUUGAGUCGAUGGCAAAAGAAUCAAUGGAUGAUGUGAAAACCUUAAAAGAAGCUGUUUUGUGGCUGUGGAGUAAACACAACAAGGUCAAUAAAAGACUUGCAGGUAUGUUAAAGGAACUUUCACUGCCCAAAUACAGGAAGUAUAAAAAUGGAAAUCUGUUUAGUAGAUAUACCCUCGAUGAAAACAUGCAUUUUUUUAUUUUAUUUUUUAGUUUGGCAUUUUGGGGGAUAUAUGUAAAAACCGGUUGUAAAACCUUCUCUUCUCUGCAGCCUUUGCAAACCCUCCCCUUCUAAUCCCGCCCAGACUUUAUGUGGCUGUCCAAUCACAGACUUCCCAAUGCAGCUCAAUGCAAGGCAGGUGCUCUGGGCAGUUGCUGCCUUUUGAGUUUAUUUCCACUGAGCUAAACAAACCAGGAAGUAACAGGACUGACUGGGGUGUAACAAGGUUAAUUUAUACAAGUGCCAGUUUCUAUGAAGUAUCUGCUUUUAUUUUUUUAUUUUUUUUGUUAACGUAAAAAGAGUACACAAUCUUUACAUGUUAACCACUUCAGCAAGUUAAAGUGCUUUCGGUGUUUUGGAGUCUUUUAAUAUAAAAUUGUGAUAAUUACAGGAUAUUUGUUCAGCUUAGAAGCAGGUUUUUGUCCAUUGUUGCAUUCAGAUUGGCUGCAACUAAAUUUUAAUAAGGACUCUUAAUUUUCACCCAUUGUUUAAUCGGAUUUGUUUUCCACUGACUUAACCUGAAUUCGGCUCAAAUACUGUUUUCCCAUUAGUGAUUAUUGAAUUGAAUUAAACCAGUUGUAUACAACUAAUGGCCUUGGUAGAUUGAAACUUUCUAAAAUAGGUAUGAGCCCUGUAGGAUACCUCUAUCAAAGUUAACUCCUUUUCUACAUUGCAUAGUUGGCAAAGCAACUUUAUCUUAAUGAAGCCGUUUUAGUGUGUAGAGUGUUACCUUGCAUUCUCACUGCACAAUUCUCUGCCAUUUAAGAGUUAAAUCAUUUGUGUAUGCAUCCCUAGCCACACCUCCUCUGGCUGUGACUCACUUCCUGUAACAAGAGAUCUAAUUCUGAAACUUCCUUUAUUGCACAGUGUGUUUAAAUUAGAAUUUCAGAUCUCCUGCUCUGUUAAACCGUUGUUUUGGUGCUUAGUGAUCCUUUAAUGUAACGCUAUAAUAUAUAUAUAUAUAUAUAUAUAUAUAUAUAUAUAUAUAUAUAUAUAUAUAUAUAUAUAUAUAUAUAUAUAUAUAUAUAUAUAUAUCUGGUGGAGAACAGACAUCAAAACAGUUGUUGGCUAAUUCUAACAAUAACUGAGAACAGACGGGGAAUCUUAUAUCUUAGGCCAAACUUACCCACGUUGAAAAAAACCAAAAAUGCAAUUCCCUGGUCUAUUGCCUGUAAAUUCCCGUUUAGUGAAUAAAGCCCCAAAGUGUAACCUUCAGUGUGAUUCAAUGGCUCCUUCUCACAAAUCUGAAACUGAGGGUCUCCAGAAUAACCCUUCACCUCUCCAGUGAGCUGUGGCCAAAGGGACUUACAGAGCAGAAUGCGCUUUUCGCAUGUGCACUUUGACAGACACAAUCUGCAACAUGAAAAUGGCAGGUUUCUACAUGGUGCGUUUAAUGGGAUUCCUAAUCCUGCUCAGACUUUUACAUUAAGCAGCCAGAGCUGAAUUUAAAUGCCUGAUCAGCUCCAUGUUUUCACAUACACCGUGUUGUGUGAAAUGAAGUUUGAGUAAUCACCCAUUAAUGAAUCGUGCUGGGUCUCCGUGAUUAAUACCAAUACUGUCAGCCGCAGCAUUCCAGAGACGCUCAACCCGUUCUCACAGUCCAGUCAGUGAUCUAUGAUUAUAAUAUGCGCUUAAAUCUGUACGUUGUGUUAGAAAGAGAUUUACACAAAAAUAUAUCUUAUUUCUCAUAUAGCUCUAUUCAUUUAAAUGCAUAAAGACAUGCACUACGCCAUUCAAGAACCACAUCGGGGAUCUGGCCUGCUCUGUAUUUUCAAAUAUGUUUAUAAAAUGCAUUUAUUUUUUUGUUUAAUUAAAAUUUUUGUCCUAUUCUCCAUGUAAGACAGAAGAGAAGCACUUUUAAGCAAUUGCAUCAAAGACCGGCGUUCACAUUUGCUUACCUAUGUUUACCUUUAUUUAAUGCAACUUCUGAUUAAAAUAGGGUUUAUCCACUAAACAGAGCCUGGAGAGUUAGUAAGACCGUUUUGUAAUUCAAGCCAAAGGCAUCGACAGCAGUGCAAAUUCCAAUACUAUGGAUGGCAACUGUGACAUAGCAGUUACAUGUAAUCUAGAAAUCCUAUGAUAAUCAGGCUGCUGGGGCAUCGUUCGGGAAAAAGGUUUAUACAUAUCUGAUACUUCAAGAUUAGCAUUUAGCAAUUUAGAGUAAUAGUUGGAUAUUUUGUUUUUCCUUCCUUGAAGGCUGGUUUUGGCUGUUAGUUUGCAAGGCAUUUGUCAUUCUGGAUUGUGAAUAGUAAACAUUCUUCAGCUUUUAAACCCUUAAGGACACAUGACGGAAAUAUUCCGUCACGAUUCCCUUUUAUUCCAGAAGUUGUGUCCUUAAGGGGUUAAAUUGGUAACAAAAAACCCCCAAACCUGUACAACUGCUUUGAUUUUAAGGUCGUUGUAAUUUUUUAUUUUUUUUUAAGCCUUUUGGGUGGAAGUUCACGGAAAAUGUUCAUGGGUGGGAGACACUCUCUUCAUAGGCACUGUCGCAUUUCUAUGCCAUUUAAUCAAAUUAAGGACCGUUUCCACGUAGUCUGGGUUAGUUCUCCCUUUAGUGCUCUGUGUCAGCUCGCGGUCUCACCCAAUGAAUGAAGCUCUAUUCGCCCAGGAGUAGAACAAGUGAAGUUCUGUUUUAAAAAAAUAAAAUAAAAAAAUUGCCCGAGUCCUGGGAGUGUGAAGAUUUAAUUAAUGUGCAGUUAAUCCAUUAACAUUGCUGUGAAAACAAUUCAGCCUAAAUGGAUUACUCGUGUGAUAAUUAAAGCGAUGCUGUGACAGGAGCCCUGAUAGGAUAGCAAAACGUAAUUCCCGCAUCCCGUGUAUUGAGAUUAUUUCAUUGACCAUUAAAUAUUUAAAGUCACACAGGGUUAUUCACUAAAGUACGAGUGGGGCAAAACCAUUUGUUUAUGGUGAUAUUUAAACUGCAACUUUCAGCCAUUGUUCAGAAAUGGACGAGGAAAACAUGAAUUUGUCUAUAAUAAACUAACGCAGACCAAAAAAGCGAAAAUAAAGACCACUUUUAAAAACUCCAUACAAUAAAAAUAACAAGUUUUCACCCCUGGAGGGCUCUGUGUUCAUAGACAAAGCAAGGUAAGAAUUUCAUCCUUUUUGUGCUUUUAAUUGUGAGUCAGAGCGCCUUUUACUAAAUUUAGCUGGAAUUAUUGUUCCCUCCCCCAAUACCCCACUAGUUUUAUUAAUACCGAUUUUUAAAUUCAGACAUCGAAUGCAUCCAGUUGGUGCAGAUUCUGUCAGGAGGACCACAUUUCGAUUGGGUUUGUCUUUAAUAAAUGCGAGAAUUGCCAAUACGGUCGAUUUCACAAAAGUUUGUCCAUUAGGACAAAAUUCUUGACAGCCCUAAAUGCUUCUUAAAACACAUUUAUUUGGCAACAAACAUCCCAAAUGACCAACCUUUUGAAAGACAGUCCAACUAUGGGACUCAAAUUCCUGUGCCUUUUCCUUUCAGUCACAGAGAGAGACUCUUCAAAAAGCAGGAUUUUAAUAAGGUAUAUUUUCCAAUAAUCAACAAGUUUUAUCCUUAACCCCUCCACAUGGUCAGCUUUUGGUACUGCAGCUGUUUGACACCUAUCUGACUUAUAGGCUAGGUAUUUCUCAAACAUCCGCUGUACUAUAGGAUUGAAAAACACUAGGUUAAACUGGCUGAACCCCCCCUUCUGUGUGAUAUAAUGACAAACAAUAUAAACUGCUUGACACAAGCUUUGCACACUAAUAAGGUAAGAAGAAAACCUACUUUUGUACACUAAUAAUUAUCAUGAUAUGGGCUAUUGACAAUACUGAGAUGGUUUAUCCCCCUUUAUACAAGAAUAAUUAAACAAAUCUGUUUUUUUUACAUUCAUUUAUUUUCCCAGAAAUUUCAGUGAUUCCAAGUAUUGUGGUAUUUUAAUAAUAUUUACAUGGGCUUUCCUUUCAUGUAGGUGCUGCAAGUGAAGAUGUCAAAAGUCCCAAGGUCGACUGGCCAACCCCCGAUAUGUGCCCCGCGUGCCAUGGAGAGGUGAAGGGCGUUCACAAUUGGAAUGAAGAGGAAGUGCUUGUGUUCCUUAAAAAGCAUUACGGGAGCAAAGAUAUUUCUCUGCUGUACUCCGAUCCAAACAACGACAGGAUAGAAGUCAAGAUACCUCCAUUCACCAAGCCUCCAGGACAUGUGACAGGAGAUAAGAAAGACCCAAAACACGGGCUUAAAUCAGACACUUUAGAUAAACUGGUACCAGACCACCUAGACAAAAAUAAAGAUGGUGAACUGGGCGCUGGUCACAAAGACCUCAAACUUUCCAGUUUUUUAGGACUUGGGUUUUCAAAUAUAGAUAUGAGUCUGUGUGUUGUCCUCUACAUCACAUCAACAUUGUUUUUAAUGAUUAUGUACUUCUUUUUCAAAGUUCGCUCCAGAAGGUGGAAAGUAAGGUAUAAUAGACCGUACGUGUAAUUAUUUUUUGUUUUCUAUUAAUAUUCCAUAAUGAAGAAGACUACUAAAGGCCGCAGACUUUUGUGCUUGAUCAGGGAUUUUUUUUUUUUCUUUUUAGAUUGUUUUAGAAUCGUGUUUUGCCUGACUUCCUCAAAGUGUUGUUGAAGAGCACUUGGGUUUACUUCUGUGAAAAAGACCAAAGAACCCGAAACAUGCAGCAUAAGGGUGAUCACCUAAGACUUGUGCCAUAAUAUUACUGCCAAAUUGGUGUGAUCCUCUCAAACAAAUAAAAAGCUCUCCUUUUCAACGCUGUCGCCUACGAUUUGGGAUUGAGAGUUGAUCUUACUAAAAUAGGUCUUAGUGGCAUUAAAAAAAAAGUUAUACAAUGAUGAGCAGUUGUUUUGACAAUAUAGCUAUUUUACAUAUUGUAAUCUGGAGGGACAGCUUAAUCACAAGUCCAAGAUCCACACUUGUGGUCAUUUGCCAGAAUCCGGGUAGACCUUUGUGCAACAACCAACUGUUCGUUACCUUUGGUGUUAAUGUCAUCACUCUGCAGUUCCAACAAGGUUUUCAUUUCACAAUACUGUACCACACACACACAGAAUAUUCCCCGUGGCGAUGUUUUUGCCAUUUCCUUGUGUGUAUUCUGAAUCCCCUCCGUUACACGUGGCCACCUAAACGCCUAUUCAGUUUUCCCGAAUGCAUUGUAUCAAGAAGGCUCAUCAGUUCCUAGUACUACAGCCGAUAUCAAAUUUCUGCUACUUUUGUUAUUAACAAAAAUAGCAGAGCUUUGUUACAAAUCCCCGUCACCAAAAGGACAUCUGUUAACGUGACGUGGAGACCUCCUUCCCUGCUUUAUAUACUGUUGGCUGUGUGUUUAUAUUUAUAUACGGAUGCCUGAAAAGUUUAAUUUUCUGAGGGCUUGAGAUCCUUGUUUAAGCCAAGGAAAUGGCGUUUGUAUAUACUGUAAUUAUGUCUUUUUAGCGUGUUACAUUUUUGUUUUUUAAAAGGGAUGUAAAUACUCUAAGGAAUGUAUUGUGUACGGACAGAAGCAAGAAAUGGCUUGGGGCAGGAGGAUUAGCCUAAUUCACAACACAUGCACAGUGUUACAAUAGUUAACGAUCAUUUUAGAAGUUUCUAACUACCCCAUUCACACUUCUGUCUGCUGGGUUUAAUUGUGGGGCCAAAUCUAAAAUAGUUUUGGAAAACCUAAAUUAACUGGAUCUGCUCUCUCUUUUUAUUUAUUUUUUUCAAACAUCCAUUAAAGGGUUUUAAAUGCCAAGCAUCAUUUUAAGAGAAUCUGAAAUCGUUCUGGGUUAAAAUGAAUUUUGUGUCCUUCAUAAUAGAACAAUUAUUUAACAUUGUUGGGAUUUGGGAGCGGUGUGGGGGUUAGUCAGACUCAAAUUGCUCCACAGCCAGCUGAACAGAACGGAUGGCCAAAUUUUGCUUAUAUUUUGGACUGAAACUGCCAUUGUGAUCAGACAUCAAUGAUGCUGGCUAAGCAUACAAGCAGCUGUAGUCUACGUGAACUGGAGAAUAACUGUACUUUUUUCCAAAAUUAGCUUUUUUUUUUUUUUUUUUUAAUAUAUAUCUCUUUAAUGUGUUUCUGUAACACCUUCUUUGCGGUCUUAAGAAUCUGAGUAUUAGCCAUGCCUUGCCUUGAUGGGUCUAUAUUUUAACAAACUGUGCUUUAUGAUGUAGGCUGGGGCUGCCUAUAUAGGGUAAAAAGUAAAACUCAGUUGAAGUGCUGGUAAAUAUUUAUAUAUCUGCCAGACCAGCCUGAUGUAUAUUGAUACCCCUCACAGAGAGCACUUACCUGUCAUCUGGGAUACUGUUAAUAUUCAGCGACCAUUAUAAAUAAUGCAGCCGUGUGUUCUAUGUUUCAUAGUAUGGAGGGUGUAGAUGUCUGUGUGUUUACUUGUCAUGCAUUCACCACUGUGUGCAACGUGGAAUUCUGGAAGGGGUAGGGAGACGUCUGCCAUAUAACGAAGCUGCGAGAUCCGUUUAUUUUUAAAUCUUUCUAAUUGGUGGAUUAUUGGUAAUUUUAUGAUCCAACAGUAGGUUUCUAUAUUUUGAAUUGGCGAUGUGUCAAACAACUUACAUGUUAUGUUUUGCUACCAGAAGCCUCCACCCUUUCUUGUAGUAGUUCCUUUUUAUCAAGACUAUGGUUAGAAAAACCUAAUGGCCGUGGGUUUGGGAAAUCUAAUUCUAAAGACUUGCAUUAAUGCCAAAACCUUACUAAACUUACUAAGGAUGGACCAUGUGAACUGCCAGAAACACGAAGUGAAUUACAAUUUGUAGGCCACAGUAAUUGAACAGGGAAUUGACUUGGAAAAUGUCUGUUUCCCUGUUUUCUAUAUGUAUUAAACCUUUUAAAGGACUGUAAAGAUUUGUCAAAAAAAAAUUAAAACCGGUCUCUUUCUCGUCGUUUUGGCAACAUAUUUCUUGGCGCUGUAAGAAUGAAUUCCAUUUUUUUAAUCUUUUUUUUUUCUUCAUAUUGAGCCAGCUUUGUACGAUGCAAUGUAAUAUUGGAAAUGCCUGUGUAGCCAUAUUAACUUCCACGUUUCAAUGGCAAUUCACUCACUGAGUCGUGAAACACAUUGUAGCGCUGUAUCACCUUAAGCUACCUCAUUGCAAAUAUAAAACUCCUGGGCCUGCAAUAAGGCACAUACAGCGCCUAUGAAAACCAAAUAAAAUACUGUGGGGAAAAUUGCAGUGAAUAUUUUAUGUCUCGGUUUGUGAAUGUAGAACAGUUAUCAGAUUAAUAUACCGAUACUUUUUAAAUGCCCGUCUAUCAAAAAUCUUUAACUUUACUGUAAUUUUAUAAGUUCCUUUCACAAAUAUAUUUUCAUUACAUUGUAACCUUCUACAUUACAAAUGUGGGUAAUUAAUUCUGGGAAACUUACAGUAAAUGUAAGAUAUUUAAAAAUUAAAAAAGCUGCCAUGCCCACCUUAUACGACCUAAACACUCAAAACUUUUUCAAACUGGCUGUAAAAGUAUUAUAUACUGACUUUAAUUUAACUAUUUGUUUGUUUUUACAUUUUCUUACACGGUCCAAUGCCGUCUGUGUGUAUAUAUGCAGAUACAUUUUGUAAAGUCAGGAGAUCUGUCUAUUUUGUAUUGAACAAUUUAAAUAAAUGACAUGCAAAUUGAGA
Molecule: messenger RNA, 45924 nt
Organism: Pelobates cultripes (western spadefoot toad)
Lineage: Eukaryota; Metazoa; Chordata; Amphibia; Anura; Pelobatidae
Source: the annotation of a GenBank genome assembly